Xyrichtys novacula (pearly razorfish) is the source of this 63818-nucleotide messenger RNA. The record is from the annotation of a GenBank genome assembly. NCBI's taxonomy places the organism in Eukaryota, Metazoa, Chordata, Actinopteri, Labriformes, Labridae.
GUCAAAGUGACGUAAGAGGCGUCAUGCGUCCCUUCAAGCGGGACUUUCAGUGUUCCUCACCGCUCUUAUGCAAGUUCUAUGUUGGUUUCUAUUAAUCGUUUUUGUGGAACAAAAUGGCUUUUCAGAUCGAUCCCGAUUUGCCAUCUGUCCUUGCCCCUCUAAAAGUAAGUUGUCUGUUUUUUCCGAAAUAUAUUUGUUUGCUUAAUAGGCUGUCGUUAGCUCUUAGCUAUACGCCAACCAAAACAGACAGGUCCCUCAGUAGAAUACUAGCAGGCGUUACACAACGACUCCCUUGUAUAAAUUUAAGCCAAUUUAAGUUACAACACACAGAGAAAUAUACAGGUGUUUUAGCGACUGUUGAUUUUUGUGCUUGGGCAACGUGGCGAUGUGACAAAUUCACCAACUAGUUGCUACGGAGCUACAAUCUGGACAAAUCUGUAGUGUUACCUCAUCUUACCUUACCACGGUCCAUUGACUAGCUGUGUCACAUUUGGUGGUAAACCCACUAUUCCCGCGCCCAGAUGAAAAAAUGCACAGCGCCAAAGUGAUCAAACAAUCAUUUACCUCAAUAAAAUAAUAUUCAUGUUGCCAGCAACUCAGCAAAAUGUGUUAAUCUUUUUCAUCAUUGAUGGUUAAUCUGAGUUUUUCAUAACUUUGCCUGAGUGUAUGAAUCAGCAAUGCAGCUAAGUCUUUGAUUUGUACACAUGCUUAGAUCCAUUUUUCUGAUUAUUCGUCAAGUAUUCAUGUUACAUCUGUACAUGGUAGUUGUGUUGUCUCAUGAAUAUUUUGUUCCCCCUGUGAUUUCUCUCCUCUGCAGCAAAUUGACACCCUGCUCAGAUGUCCAGUUUGCUUCGACUAUCUCAAUAUCACAAUGAUAACAAAAUGUUCUCACAACUGUAAGUAACCAGUGGAGCAACAGUGAAUUCUUUUUAAAAAGUGCCAUUAGAAGUGAAGCCAUGCCUUGAUCAUAUGAAGAACAAACCGAGCAAUUUAGGGAUCAGAAAUAUUUAGCUGUGAUCAUCCCACAGACGUUAAAAAUUUAUUUUUGCAAUUGAUUUCCAAUCCAUAAGUUUAGAGAGGGUUUUAAAGAUUGAGGUUUGUUUAAGGUAGAGGGAAAGAAGAUGUUGAAUAAUAGUGCAAAUGUAGCAUUUCAAGUUUGGCAUCCAGCUUUUGUCUCUCCAUUCAUAACUCUAAGUGGGUAUAUACUAUGUGCUUAAAGGGAUAUUCCGGUGUAAAAUUAAUUUUGAGUCAAACACACUGUAACACUGAGUUAGACACCCCCUUGAGAGAUGAAUGUUGCCAACCGCUUGCUUCUCUAGUUAUACCAACUUAAGUAACAACCACAGGAUAGCAAUACACAACGGUCUGAGGAGCCAUAAACAAACCUCGACCAAAAAGCCACUCUAUAGCCACAAAUAAUGCUCAGAACAGCAACUAACUUCAUCAACAGUACAUAUAGGGUCCCAGCCAUAGCACUAGCCACCAAAUAUCUUUUUAACUUUGCUAAUUUCUUUUGCAAAGAGACUAAAUACAACUCACCUACUAUCUUCCCAUGGCAGCUUUUUUGUAGUGAGACCUCGGGCCAGUCCAUUACGGACUACAGCGGGGUGACGCAGCUCAGGGAAAAACAUUAGUGAUCAUCACUUUAUCAUUUCCUUGAAGUAACUAUCACCAUAUUAAUCAUUUUGCACUGCAGCUGCUGUAGUUCUUCUGCCUAAGCGUCUCGGUCUGAUUGCAUUUCCAUGAAGAAAUUAUCAUAAAUGUUCUUCCUUGAGCUGUGUCACCCCGCUGUAGUCCAUAAUGGACUGACCUGAGGUCUCGCUAUAAACAAGUGGCUGCUCGAAGAGAGUAGGUGAGUUGUGUUUAGUCUCUUUGCUAAAGAAAUUAGGCAAAGCUAAAAAAGAUGUUUGGUGGCUAGUGCUAUGACUGGGACCCUAUAUGUACUGUUGAUGAAGUUAGGUGCUGUACUGAGCAUUAUUUGUGGCUACAGAGUGGCGUUUUGGUUGAGGUUUGUUUAUGGCUCCUCAGACCGCCGUGUAUUGCUAUCCUGCAGUCGUUACUAAAGUUUUUAUAACUAGAGAAGCAAGCAAUCAGCAACAAUUAUCUCUCAAGGGGGCGUCUAAUUUGGCGUUACGGUGUGUUUGACCCUGAAUUAAUUCUACACUGGAAUAUCCCUUUAAGUCAGGACCAAUUAAUUUAGAUGCAUGUAUCUUCACUCACAUCUUGUUUUACAAGACCUUGCAUGCCUUUUUCUAAUUUUGCUUUGUGAUGUGUAAAUAAGCACUAUUUAGUUGUAUGACACUUUUUAAAGGUACAGCAUGCAGUGUUAGAAAUGGGAUAUAAUAUGUGUGUAUGUAUGUUACAGUUAGUUAAGAAGUAUAUAUUUUUCAAAAAUCAAAUGUUGUCUGUACUUGAAUUUAAACCUAGAUGAAUAGUUGUCGUGCUAACCAAAACGUUAAAUCUACUUUUGGGUGUUGUUUAUUUCACAGUUUGCUCCUUAUGCAUCAGAAAAUGUCUUUCCUACAAGCUGCAGUGUCCACUUUGCAAUACAGUAAGUAUGAAUCAGCAUAAUCAUUGAAGUCACACCUCAGAUCAUCAAAUGAGUGUUGGACUACAUCGUAACACAAUGUGUUAGUAGGUGAAAGAAGCAGGUUUACCUUAUGUACCAUUUUUUUUUCCUUUUAGGAAGCAACAGAACAAGAUUUAAGAAAUAAUCGUUUGUUGGAUGACUUGGUCAUAAACUUUCAAGCUGCAAGGUAAGCAGACGCUAGUGUAAAUGGUAAAUAUUGAACUGUCUCUUGUCAGACAGAAUUUUGUUUUUAAAUGGACCUGGGUGCAAACCGCACCAGCAAAAUUGAUUUUUAAACAGGGAUGAAAGUGAUCAGAACAAAUAAUGUAAACAUUAAUGAUUCUGCAGACAUCAGUUUUAAAUUGCUUUCAGUACAAUCUGUGACAAUCUGGCACAGAGUAAUCCCCAAACAUUUCAUGGCAUUGAUGCAAAAUUGAUGCUUCAAGCUGGAGCCACGAGCUGCAAGCUUGUUGGUUGUUUCUUGGCGAGCAAUAGCACAAUAGCAUUUUUCAUCUCUAUGCAAUGGAAUUCAAGUGUCAGACAUUUUGCGCUUUAGCACAGAUCACAGCAGUAAUGCACAGAUUAAAACAGUUUUUUAUAACAUAUUCUUUUCCUGUGAGAGACAAACUAAGUAAUUCCAAUAGCUGAUCCAGAAAUAAGACUCACUCCACAAUCCCUGUAAACCUCUUUACUAUGAGCACAGGUGCAUCGUCUGAACAUCUCUCUGUUUUUAUACAUUGAGGUUCUAGGGACGUUUACCGUGAAGAUUUCAGGGGGAUAUAGUUGUUAUUGUCAAGAUUAGAAUAAAUCCACAAGGGAACCAAUUUCAGUAUACUUCAAUUAACCUGCAUUUCAAAAGCACUUAUAAUUGCUUUGCAUUGAUCCGCACCUGGUUUUAUGGAUUGUCUGUAAAUCAAAUGGGGAUUUUGUUUUAAUAAGCUGGGGUUGUGCAGUGUUGUCCAUGUAUUGCACUUCUCCCUGUGUUGUAUAGCUUUAGGGCUGUUGAUUUUUUUCAGAAGAUCGGGAUAUAGGAUAAAGGGAGCAGUAUCCUGACUGAGCUGGUCUAAAGGAAAUUUCUUUUUCCUUUUAAAUUGGAGUUUUUUUCCUCCUGUGACAUUCAUCACUGCGUAGGAAAACAUUUUCUUUAAUGUCUGGUUAUUGGUAGCUUUGACCACACAGGUGCAGCUUACAGCUUGCACUUAUUGAUUUUCUUGGCCAGACUUAUAAAUGUUUGGAUGUUUCAUGCUGUUGUUGUGAAGAGUAAAAACAACCACCUCCAAUUUGGGGGUACAGCUGGACAGCCGUGUGCCCCCUGGUGAUGAUCUCUUACUGAUCAUGUGGACUCUUUUCUGUCUCCCAGUCAUUCUUUUUCCUGUCGAAUGAAAAAUAACAACAGAGGAGGAUAGAGGAAAGGUCUCCUUAGGGUCUUACUCUUGCUAUUACAGAAAUACAGUGUUUCCCCUAAAAUGUGUGUUCCCCGCCCUGCCAACAAGAUCCCAACCUAGAAAUUGAAGUCAAAGAUGCAUUUGAUUUUUAUUUUUAUCAAAAUGGCCUGUAGAAAAUAAUUUGCCCAAUUUCAGACUCUGAAGCUCGCAAUCGUUUCAUUACUUUCAAGAAAAAUGUAUCUCUUUGCUCCUGUGCGAGGAGCAGGGCCCGCCGCUUGCUCUCUCUGUCUGACAAUAUACACGCGUGCUGACAUGCCGCAUGGCGUAGUUCAGAGGUGCGACAUGUCAGCACCACUGAUUCUGGUAUUCUGGUCGCGAGUGCUUGCCACUCAUACCCUGCUAGUUUUGCGCAGGAUGGUUUUGACAACCCGGGGUUCCGGCUUCUUUCCAUCGUGUUUGCCGCCAACAAAACAAUAAAAAAAUCCGUCAUGGAGCAUCGAGCUGUCCCCGAACCUUCAACACCCCAGUUGAAAAUAUCUGCAUUCUUCAAAAGGACGCUUCGUAGUGAUACAGACGCCACACAUUCUCUUGUGGAUGUUGGCUUAAGCAUCUCUCCCAGCCCCCAAAACAGCGCUGACUUAUCUCCCACCACCCUGUGUGGACAUACAUCAUACGGAGUGACGUAUGUCUAUGUCAUACGCCCCCCUCCUCCACCACCAAAACACUGAAAUAGAAAAGGGUCUUUUGAUGCUUUUGACUGACCUGUCUUGUAGGGUGCCUUAUGGCUGUCUCUCCUUUAAGGGAAAUUAAUGACAAAAAUGCUGUGCAGACACCCACUUUUAGUGUAUCACUCUGCGUUUCCCCUGAAAAAUAAAAAGCAAUACAACUCAAACCAAAAUCAUCAGAAUUGUUCAGACUUAUGUAAAUCUAAUUUCCCUCCUUCUAUCCAUCGUCAAUGUUGUUAAUAUGCUGAAAGGUCUCCCCCCAAACUUUGGAGCCUGUGAUUUUUAUCACAGUUGUGAGUGAGUGCCUUGUGUAGCUGUGCUUUCCUGAGUUUUUUAAUUUCCUGUUGUCUAGAAUUGAGUGUCUGAAACCCGUAAAUCCUUGACAGAUAACUGUCGUAAACUCACACUGUUAUGUGGAAAUAGACUUGUCUCAAACAAAUGACCUUUCUUUUGGAUCAAUUCCUUUGUCCUUGACAAAGUGUUUAACUUUUAAUUAAUGAUUAUUUUUAAUGAAUGGCUAUUUCUUUUACAUUUAAACCCUGGACCUGGGUCAAACCUUUUUAUGAAAUAUCUUCUUUUUGAAGCUUUCCAUGUCAAUAUUUUCAACUUGAACAAGUUUGUUUUGAUUGGAUCUGUCAUUUGCUUUCUCAGUUUAUGUCUUUCUCGCUGUUUAAGUUGAUGGGAAACGCUCCAAUGGGUAUCUGUCGGCCACUUGUGGUAAUUACUAGCAUAAAAUUGGAGGCUUAUUUCACAAGCCGAGGCUUAGUUGUCAUUGCAGAGCAGAAUGUUUGUAUCACUCUGGCUCUGAAAAAGAGGCUGUACUGUGUAAAAUGGUGAUAAAAACAGAUUUUGUCGGUUUGCAAAUCAUUUGCGCUCAGUAUAAUUUAGAAAAAAGAAAAAAAACGUGAGGUAUUGAAAAUGAAAGAGGUAAUUGUUUAAUGAAUAAUAUAAACUCAUUUUAUAUUUACUGCAGCAGUACCAUUCUAAACGUUGUGCCAUGAUUCUUGACUGGGUGGUCUGGACCCAGAAUUUGAGCUGUCUUCAGCAGGUUCUGGAUAGGGCUGAAAGAUGUGUCAUGAACCCAGCUAUAUUGAGUCAUGAACAUCCAAGGCAGUAAUUUCGUAAAACCAAUGAUACAGAUUUUCCCUGAGUGAGAAUAACCCACAGUUAUAUCAUAUGGUGCUCAUAUCAAGAUAUCUGGCAUAAACAUCGAGAUAUAAAAUGAUGUCCAAAGUGUUUAGCCUUUGUUUUGGGUUAGGGUUAGUGUCCAUGCACGGUAGUUAUUUUUUACACUCCAGCACCUUAAUGCUUGUUGCCACUCAACAGUUAAAGAAAUUUUAGAAAUUUGGGUCACAUACAAGUAUAUAAUACUUGAGAACAUACAAUAACCUUUUUUGUGGAGUUAAUGCUGUAUUUAUUUAUUUUUUCCAAGAGGGGGUAUUGUCUUUUUAUUUUGCCUUUAUAUUGCCCCUCUUAUCACAUCUUAGCAACUUGACAUGGUUUAGAGUUCAAAAACAUAUUUCAGGCUUCUGUCUUUGAAAACCCUUGUAUCAGUCUCCGUCUGAGAUGCUUAAUUUAAGCCACUGUCCCUUUAAGGACCCCCCAGCAUUCCAGAACCCAGCACUCUGGAAGCCUCUGUCAUUGUUGUCUUGCAGUUCAGUUGCGUUUCUUUUUAUGAAAUGACAAAUUUGCCCUUUUAGGGAGAUUCACUGUCUGGUGAUGUCCUCAUCUGAGCAAGUCUCACAUUGGUCUAAUUGAAUUCCUAUGUGACUUUUUGAACAAGCCAUUCAAGAGCAACCCUGUCAGAGUCCAAUCUGGGGAUAAACCACACCAAAACACACAUAAACCUCCCAAUCUGAAACUUUGCUCAUGUAUAGUACUGAUAUUUAACAUUUUAUCUUAACAUUUGUUUUGAAACUGAAAAGAAAAAAUAAUAACUCAUUAAGAAAAUUGUAAGGUUUAGGUACAUCUUCACCGUAUUUGGUCAGCUGUAUUUUAAGUUAAAUUGAAUAUAUGGACCAAGGAUAUUUAGGGAGAGUAUUUGGACAAAAUGGUGAAUGUACAGAGGUGCGUGUGAGUGUGUGUCAGUUUCUGUGUCUGUGUGCAGAAAAAUAUUUGUAUAAGAUCCCCUACCUUGGCAUCAGAGGUGCUAUUGUUUCUGUUUUUGCUUUGAACACCCAGUUCUAAUUAUAAAAGGUUAUUGUAAGGGUUAAAUAAGGAAUCAAUAUUGUGGGAUUAAUUGAAUUAGUGUGUAUUAGUGAAGUAGAUAGUAUUGACUUGCCUCUGGCUGUUUGGGUUAUUUUCUACAGGUCUGGCUUUUGUUGUUUACUAGGCUUGAAUCUGGAAGCUUAAACUUCACUUCUGCCUUCACACAGUGUUUGGAUCAGACAGUGAUAACCAUUGUAUAUGUAAAAGUGUUUAUUGUUAUUUUUUAAUCCACUUCAUAUACUGUAAAUCUUAUUCAUUUGUUGGUUAUUUGUCAUGGUCGUUUGAAAUGUGGAUUGGGAGUCACUGCAAACCCUUUGAAUCCAUUUCAGUCACAACACCCUGAAAGACAUGGUGUAUAUAUUAGGAUUAAGCUCCAAGUUGUCUCUUAUUUGAAAUGAGUUCAAGCCAAGCCAGAGCACUCAUUAAGUUUAUUUUCUGAAGUGCAGUCGUAGAGUAUCCUUUUUUUUAUUAUGGUGUCAACACUAGAGAACAAUAACUUAAACAAAGUAUACUAGUGUCCUGUCUUUGUCCUUGAAGCUUUAAAGUUUUCAUAGAUGUUCAAUUUAUCAGCCCAGUCUUAAUGGGCAGAUAAUCUUGAGCAUCAUCUACAAGGGAUGUUGCUUUGGUUUAUUUCUUGCCUAAAUGUCCUCUUAAACUUUGAUUUAAGAGCACUAUAACAAAAUCGAGGAGAUACACUUACCAUAUAAGGCAUAAUAAAAAAGUAUAACGCUAGUGUACCUAAUAAAACAAAAUGUUUGUUUGUCAUUUUGCAAAGCCAAAUGAACAUAGACAUUUGUCAUAGCCCUCUGAAUAAGUACAGUAACAGUAGCCAUGUUUACAUGGGCAAAAUUUCUUGAUCAGAUAAAAAAUUUGCGUGAUUGGAUAAUCUGAAUCCACUGUUUACAUGGGUGCAAAAUCAAAUAAUCUGAUCAUGAUGUGUGUAUACAUGCACCAAGCUUUAUUCAGAUUAGAAGCAUUUGAACAUGCGAGUCACGAUCAGAACAAGUGUUUACAUCGACGCAUUUCGGAAUAACGAUCGGCAUAAACCAUCCCUCUCGAUAAGACUACAAUUUUUUUCUGAUUGAGCCAAAUUGGAUCGGAAUCUUCCGAUCGACAUGUUUACAUGAUGCAUUUUUAUUCUGAUCGGGCAUUUUUAUUCCGAUUGUUUGUGUCCAUGUAAGGGCAGCACAUGUCACAAUUAUCAUGGACAAAACAAUUCACAACAAUCAUAUGUAUUAUUACAGUAUUUACUUUAUUGACAAAUGACCAUGGCAUAUAGAAACAAUAAGCAGAGAACAACAACAAGCUAAAUAGCCAGGGGUGUGAUGCAUUAACUUGUUGAUGCUAUUUACUCAAGUUGAGUAAAUAUAUUCAGUUAUCUGAUCUAUGUUUAUCUGAUUACCUGAUGAUCAGAUCCAAGCUCUUUCAGCUUCUCCUGCAAAGAUCUCCUCACAAACAUCUUUUUUCUUUGGUAAAGUUUCUUUCUGAAUAAGAUUAAUUUUUUCUUGGGUUCAAAAUUUCCUCCCAUGACAAUGAAGCCAGAUUUACCUCAUCACCGCAAGCUUCUGUCUUUCUGUCUUAAUCAACAGGACUUCACCCCUUUUCUACCCUCUGGAGGUGUGUAAUGAACCUUGGGUGCAAUUAAUUAAGAGACAAAAUCACAUCAUGCAGUAAAUGUCACGGCAUAACUAUGUGCCACUACCUUUGAACACAGAGUGUCCUAAUUAUGCACCGGGCUUGAUCUUUAAAAAUAAGGUCUUAUAUGCUCUUCUGACAGGUGUGAUCUCCAUGGUAACAGCCAGUAAACCACCUGCACUCAGCGAUAUUUAGAACCAUUUGACACACUACGGAUAUGGAAAAAACCCCUUUGCUCUAAUGAGGCAGAAACAGUAACAUCUAAUGGCUGUGAUGUAAGAUUAUCGAACAGUUAAACUAGCAACUGCGGAGUCAUAUUGCAGUUAGCACUGAAAAUGAAGAAUAUGUUGAAGAUAAACAGCAGGGAUCAUAGUUAAGUAACUACGAAGUGCCUCUAUUCACUUCUAAACUCAUGAUUAUGAAGGCAUGGCUUCAUUGAGGUUUUUUUUUCCUUUUUUUCUUCCCCUAAAUAUUCAAAUAAAUCACACUUGGAGAACCUAAAAUGAGGCAUUGUUGUUGCUUAUUGUCUGAGCUGUAUGCCAUGCCAUUGAUUAAUGGUGGGAGGAGAUCAUAUUUCUUCAGGGUCUUUGUGUAGAGAAGGAGGUCUUUCCACAUCCCAUUUGUGCAGAGCCGCUUUGAAAACAGCUUGUAUGAAUUGCCAGCGUGUGUGUGAGUGUGAAUGUGUGCAAAUGUGACAAUGAGCGCAAAUAAGUUUUAAGUAUGGAAAGGUGAACAUCACACACCUCAUUGGUUCCAUUUUAUUGCUAAGUAAUGGCCCGGUUGCAAUUUGUUUGCUUUCCACAUUUCCAAGGGUAAAGCCAAGAAGAAGAAGAAGAAGCACAGUUUGUCUCACUCUGUGGAGAGGGAAGGAGAUAAUUGAGUGGGCACAGUUAGCCUUGAAGGGCUCUCAACAGUAUUUAUCGACAAAUACCGCUCCCAUCAUUUUAGGGCCUGUAGUAUAUGUGUUAAACCUAUGCAAUUAUAUUGUGACUACACUUUAAUGACCUUAUAAAUCAUUUUAAGUAUAUAAUUUCUUUUCGUGGAGACUCAGAAUGUGCUGCAUGAACUAGCCUGGAUUUUGUCUUUUCAAAGGGGCAUGGUUGACUGCGUGCUGUAAUUAUAUGCUGCUCACGUAUAUUACUCACAUGCACUUUGCCUUUCCUUUUUCUUUUUCCAGGCAGCAGUUGUCAAAAGCAAAUUUUGACUCUCCUCCAAUCUCCCCUAAGACUCCAGCUUCAGCUGUCAAGUGCAAAACUCCCAGAGAGAAAGGCCAGAAGUCUAACAGCACCGUUUUGAGUCAAUUUUUCCAAAAGAGGCCUAAGACAUCUCUGUUCAAGGAAACCGAACAGGAAAGUUCUGCUGCUCAUGGUGCUCAGCGGGGACUACAGACAGCAAGCAUGCACAAUGUAAACAAUACAGAUUUACAUUCGGCAGCUGCCCCACUUCCAGUGAGAGUGAAAGAGGAGCCGAUGGACACUGAGGUGGGGUCCAUCCAGGGUUAUACGUCAAUCAUAAAGGAAGAAACAGUCUCACAUAGUGUCAGUGUGGGGCUUGAGAUCGCCCAUUCCUCGUCACUGCUCACAGAUGUCAAGCCCGUAAUCAAAGGUGAAGACUUUCUAUCUGUAGGUUGAGUGUGUGUUUCUCAGUAUGAUUGUCCAUUUACUGCCUCAGAAACUGGCAAUCUUACUUGUUUGCUAUCAAAAAGUGACAGAAAUCCCUCUUUAAAGGUGUAGAAGCAGGAAAAGAAAAGUACAGCAGAUGUAAACUUGUUUUGGUUGCCUCUGCAAUCAGCAUCCUGCAGCCGCAUACCAGCAGUCAGCUCCUUUGUUAUUUUCUCUUUCUAUUCAUUAUAGAAGAAGAAGGCAUGCUGUUUACCUUUUCAGGGGGUUUGACACAAGAACAGAGGGUUUCAUGUCCAAUGAAUACAAACUACACUUUUAAAUAAUGCCAAAAGUGAAUUUAUUUGAUUUAAAAUGAGCAACAUUCAUCGUCUCGCCAGGAGCAACCGGUAUGACAGAGCGUGUACAUAAAACAGUUGCAUGUUGUAAAUGUUUAAUAAACUUUAUGCACACACUUUUCAGCCAAGGAAACAAUUGAGUGACUGCAAGUUAACGCCAGGCAACCUAAUAAAACUGUUAGCUUUUCUAUCAUAAUUAAACAGAACAAUAUUAUCGAUGAUGUAAGAAAACAAAAAAAGGAAAAUAACUUUUUUUUAGUUCUAAUAACCUCGUGGACUACAACUUAAUGAGUUUCCUUCUGAGUCGGAAAUUCUGGCACUGUGCCUUUUUAUUUUGUGGUCUGAUAUUACAUAAAAUGUUGCAGGCAGGGGAGUGGUUUGCCCUCUCAAUGGAAUUUAAUAUGACCAAAGCACCUAAAAAAGAUUGAUUGUUUGAAAUUAAAAAGCUUCUGAUAUCGUCUUGUGAAUCUCUUUGCAGUGGAGUGCCCUGUGUGCUCUGUUGGGGUGCUGCAGCAGUUCAUCAAUAAGCAUCUGGACACGUGUCUGACCAGAGGAGAGAAGAAGGAUAGCUUGAGGAGGUAACAAGCUACUGCACUUAAUGGACCUCCUUAGGGAAGGCUUUGUGUUGUUGUUUUCUCAAUACUCAAUAAGGAGACAGCGUUGGUGUCAGAAAUGCUUCAUAGUUUUUCUAAAGGCCAAAAUCACAAGAAAAGUGUAGCAGCACAUCAGUGCUGCAGUGAGAUGCUCUGUAAAUGACCUCAAUCUGAAGUUAGCAAUUCCAGUGGAUGAUGUUUGUAAUUUGCAGAUUUUUAAACUUGUCAGUUCUUGGUGUUUCUUUAAGGAAGGGAAUUAUGUUCAUCGGUUGGACAUAAGUUGGUAAUGCAAAUUAAAACUGCUACAGGAUGACCAGAAGCCUGAGUAUUUCCAUUAAGUAACAUAAGACCAGAUGAUUUAGAUUUCACUUGUAUUGACAUUUCUGUCCUCAAUCAGCUCCCUUGUUUUUGGGGCUUAGUAGCUCAAACACCUUUAACCAUAAAUGAGGCAAAUGUUGUCGCUAGCAUUGCUACCAUUAAUAGUUUAAGUUACUCUGUAAAAAUGAACAACUUGGAGAUACAGUUGCCUGGGAUCUUGAUCUACAUUUCUCAUAUCAGAGAUGAUUGGGGCUCAGUGUCUCCUCAGGCUGCUGUCACAUCUGUGUCUGUUAACCAUGAUCACCUACUGACUUUUUGGACCACCCUGGAUUAGACAUUGACAUUUAUGCCUCAGUGUUGAAUAAUUUGAUGCUAAUGGAAACUAAUGUUUUUGCUGCUGUAUCGACAGGCAGGAAUAAUAUCCAGGUGACUCCUUCCCUAUAAGACCUGUGUGAUCAGUUUGUUCAUAGCUUUGUUUUUACUGAUGGUAGGCCUGUCACGAUAACAAAUUUUGCUGGACGAUAAUUGUGCUACAAAUUAUUGCCGAUAAACGAUAUUAUUGACACCGUUUUUUAAAUUAUAGAUUAUGAUAUUAUAUGGCAUAAUAAUGCGAGUACACCGUGUCAAAAGUGAUAAACUUUAAUUUCCGCUGUCUGUCAGCGCGCACCAUUUUGCGCUGUUUUGUUUAUAUUUGCUUUGCUUACCAAACGCUUCAGUAAGCGUUACCUGUCGGGACGAUGGCUCCGCAGCACCUCCGGCGGUACUUUUUUUGCUCAGUUGAGAAAAAUGGAGGGGAUGAUUGUGCUUGAGGUGCACAUGCAUGUUCGUCGUAUUCCCUUUCUUUGUCACCACAACUUUGGAACAAAUACGACAUAUCGGCUCGUCUGUAUUUGUGGGCUCACCUCUUUUAUUUGGUUUAAAGCAGUGUUGUUUUCGUCAUAUUUCGUCAAAUAUUUUCGUCAAAUAUUUUCGUCAACGCCAGCGUCAAAAAAGGGAAAUAUUGUAGUCAACGAGAACACUGGUUGUUUUCGUUGACUAAAUAUUUCCCUUUUCUUCCACGACGAAGACGUAACGUUGACGAGCUAAACAUAAGUCAGAGAUGACUAAAAUGUGACAAGACGAAAGUGUGUUUACGUUGACGGGACGAGACGAAAAUGACAGAGUUGCAAAACUCAGUCAGUUAAACGCUCAACAUAUAGGAGCAGCUUCAGUCCGCUCUGACAGCUCUCAUCAGCCUGCUGUGCUCCUCCAACACACAGACACACACGCGCGCGCGCACAAACACGUGGAGUUUUGUGGUUGACGAAAACAAAACUGAUUUAAAGCCGAAAUAUUCCCACACUUGGGCUGUUGCGUUCGGUUUAGACACCAAAGCUGUCGUGUUCAUUCUGUUUGCUUGCUUUUCACUCACGACGCUCACUUGCAGCACUGUAUCCAAAAAGUCUGUGUCUGUGUGCCUGUGCGCGCCAGCCCCGUCGUGACAAAGACACUGAAUGACUGACAGGAGGGUUCACUAACUCCGUUCAUUCCGCUAUAGAGCCAACGCCCCCAGGUGCCGAGAACAAUGCGCAGAGUGAGACCUCUUCUCUCAUCCAGCGUGUUUGGUAGCGAGAGAGGAGGACGCACGCACGUCAAUUAUCGAGGCUGGCAAAAUGACCGACCUCGUUUUUAUUUACCGAGCGAUAAGGCGAUUUAUUGAUUAUCGCGACAGGCCUAACUGAUGGAAAUUGGCACUAUGGGGCUUUGAUCAAUGAGAAUCAAGUACUUAAUACAGCCAGAUAAUAUUUGGUAUUUCUAAAUGUCAUAGACCUAAAAACAAGUGAUCAGAUUUAUAAAUAAUGAAAGAGAUAUUCCGGUAUAAAUUUAAGUUAGGGUCAAACACACUGUAACACCUAGUUAAACACCCCACCGAGAGAUGAAUUUUGCGGACGGCUUGCUUCUCUAACCAACUUUAGUAACGACCGCAGGAUAGCAGUACACAGCUGCCUACGUCUCCAUGUGCAAACCUCAACCAAAACGCCACUCUAUAGCCACAAAUAAUGCUCAGAACAGCACCUAACUUCAUCAACAGUGCUUAUUGGGUCCCUUUAGUACAGCUGCUUGUUUGUGAAGGAGCCCCGACGAGUUGAUCACCGAAUGCAGCAGAGUUUUGUAGCUCAAGGAAGAACAUUUAUGAAUAUUACUUAAUGGCAAUGCAAUCUGAGUUCUUGUGUAUCUUGUAUGUGCACUGCAGAUGCGGUAGUUUUUUGGACUUAGUGUAAGUAAUAAUCAUAAAUUGCUCCCUGCAUUUGGUGAUCAACUCGUCAGGGCUCCCCCACAAACAAGCGGUUGCUGGAGGAGAGUGGGUCAGUUCUGUUUGGUCUCUUUACUGAAGAAAUUAGGCAAAGCUAAACAGAUGUUUGGUGGCUAGUACUAUGGCUAGGACCCUAUAUGUACUGUUGAUGAAGUUAGGUGCUGUUCUGAGCAUUAUUUGUGGCUAUAGAGUGGCGUUUUGGUUGAGGUUCGCAUGUGGAGCCAUAGACCACUGUGUAUCGCUAUCGUGCGGUAGUUACUGCAGUUGGUAUAACUAGAGAAGCAAGUAAUCGGCAACAUUCAUCUCUCAAGGAGGUGUCUAACUCGGUGUUACAGUGUGUUUGACUAUAACUUAAAUUUAUACUGUAAUAUCCCUUUAAAUGACGAAUGUGUAUCAUAGCAGCAGAAAGGCUUUGAAGCUAGUUCAACAUGCAAACCUAAAGGUUUCUAAUGAAACACGAUGCACAGACUUUUGUUGUGGUAUGGCCAACAACCAAUACUAAAUACCAUAAACUAACUUAAAACCUAACUUAUUGUGGAGUGGAUCACAACUGGAGUUCUAGCAGACUCUGAGUGCUUCACACUAUAAUAACAGUCCUGUCCUGUGCCACUCCCUUCAGCAGCCAGUCUUUGAAUCAUGCCCGUUUCAUAUUAAAUGUACGGCAGUGUUUUUGCCAUCCCAAGCUUGAAAUAGAUCUGAAUUUAGUGGACUGCAGACUCUACUGCCUGAGCAAAUGGAAUAUUAUCUCGCAUAUCCAUCUUUUUCUUAGGACACACUUCACUAUGAUAUAUAAAGUAGGGCUCAACUGGCUUCAUUAUAACACUCCGCCUGUUUUUUAUCUUCCUCUUUCUGAGAUGAUGGUGUUCACCCAAGUGCAUGCUCCUUUCUGUGAUGGCUUGCUACAGAGCUAUUGUUUGAUUUAAGUGGUAAAAUUAUUGCAAUAACACAACUACUAUUACUAAUGGAAGUGUGGUAUUACCACAAACUUGGCUACGGGACCAGGUCUUUAUCAGAGUGUGGCUCACGGAUCCUUAUGAGUGGCCUUGUUAAGAAAAAGCUAAGAAAAGGCCAUUCGAGGACCCAGGCAGAAAUUAUGAGGUCCUGCUAAUGAUUGGUUAUAUUUGUGUAUUAGAGCAACACACUUCAUCAGGAGCAGAACUUGGUGUCAUAAUGAUGAAUGCCAGAGGUUUUUAAUAUUCUAGCUGUUUGUUGCCAGCUAUUAUGAGAAGGCUUCCUUUCACCUACAGUUUUAAUAACUCACAUUAAAUGUCUCGUAUUCGGGAUAAAAUUUCAAAUGUAGCUAAAACACAAAAACCCACAGAUAAAAACAGGGCUGUGGAUCAUCAGAGGUCUGAUCCACCACAGGUUGACAAAUGGCGAAUCCCCAUCUGUUAAUAUCACUUUGUCAUGAGCUCUGCAAAUGUGGCUACUGUGUGAUAUAUCGGAUUAAGCUGACAUUUUCAUCAUUCUUAUUCGGCUUAUGAUGCCCAUCUAUCCAGUGCACUGAGAUGCCCUCCAAUAGACAUUCUCGAGUAACAUCUGAUGCUCAAUGAAAAAUAUCAGUCUCCUUGUGUCAGUUGCAGUUCCACUGGCAAGGCGAGGCGUCCAAUGGGGAAGGUGGUGUACAACCUUCUCUCCAUGCAGGAGCUGAAGAGGAGGAUGAAGGAGUGCCAUCUGUCCACACAGGGCACACGAGAGCAGAUGAUCAAAAGACACCGGGAGUUUGUUCAAACUUACAACGCCCAGUGUGAUUCUCUAAACCCCAAAUCAGGUGAGAAUAAUACAGAAUAAUAAAUACUUUCAUUUCUUUUAUUUCACCUUUGUUUAGCCAGGUUUGUCUCAUUGAGAGCUGAGAUUUUUCCCCCAGAUCUUUCUGACCUAACUAACCCACUAAGCAAUAGACUGCUAUUAGACAUCUAGUUUUUUAUUUAGAUCCAAUUUCAACCGUCUAGAUUCUGUAUAUUUUUCAAUGGAAUUUAGACGUUGCACUUUAACCCAUUAUUCGAUAACUAUUUAUUUCAAAAAGCAACUUUGAGUUGCAUAACUGAUCUCCAAGUGCUUAAGCAAAAUAAUUAUGAUAGCUGUUGAGCAAUAUACAGUGUAGUAUAAAUAUAGCCCAGAUUUAGAUUUAGUCUAAACUUGGUCUAAAUUUAGACGUCUAAAAAAACAUUCAUUUUUAGACCUGUGGUAGCCUGAUUUUAGACCAGUCGUCUACAUUUAGAAGUCUAUUAGAACGCUUUUAGACCAAAAAAUACUCAGUGGGAAGAAUUGCACAUGCACACAGAUUCAGCACUUCAACCUUUACCUGUCAAAUUGUUAAAAUGAUCAUCCAAAACAUUUGCGCAGAAAAACCCGAGUUCCAGAUUUUUCUUGAAGAGUUGAAAGACAUUCACGGAAAUCGAAGUUUUGUAGAGUAGAGUAGCAAAUUUUCUAGGAAAAGAUGGAAAACCUAAAAGCUCUCUUUUCCUCUUCACUUUGGACUUUUGGUAUGACAAAUAGUACAAUACCUUUAGGUUAGUACUGUGAUGGAAUACAAGUAAUUUUUAAAUACAGGCUAUCUGCAGGGUAUUAAAAAGUCUUAAAAUGACUAAAAUCAUAUAAUUUGAAUUUAAGGCCUUAAAAUGUCUAAAAUUCUCAUAAAAUCUCAUAAAAUGUCUCAUAUAUGAUUUUGAAAGGUCUUAAAAAUAAAAUGAAUAACGUGCCAUAGGAACAAAGAUUGAUUUGAAGUAAUGUAAAAUGUUCCCAUUUCCCUUCAUGUCUUUUGUACUUUUUUUGACAGAAUGGAUGAGGUUUUAAAUUGUAUUCAUUACAUUCUUUAAAAUGUCUUAAAUUUAACUUGUUGAAACCUGCAGAGACCCUGUAAGUGUUUAAUAAUAUUUAACUAGCUUUUAGUACUGAAGAAAGUCCAGCUAUUGAUAUAAUCACAACAAGAGACUGAGUCCUCUUCUUGUCAAAGCCAGAGUCAUAAAAUGUAGUUGCUGAUCUUCAAAUGGGACAAAAGUUCUUUUUCUGAAGAUUUUAACAGAUAAAGCACGAACUUCUUCAAUCUUAAAGACGUUUUGAGUUUACUGGUGCUCCCACGAAUUCCUCAAUAUUGAACAGCAUCCUCAAGGGGAUGAAAUCUUUUAUCUGCUUGAUAAUGCAGCUUUCAUGACAGGCAAUAUUUGCAAUCUUGAGAGUGAUAAAGACUUAUCUGUCCUCCGUCAGCUGAAGAUAUUGCCAAAGAGGUGGAAGCCAAUGAGAAGAUCAAGAAUCAGCUGCAGGGAAAAGCAAAACCUGUGAGUACUUACUGCAAUAUUGGAAAUGUGCAAGCUGGAAGACUUGAAAUGUUUUAUUAUUUUUCCUUUCAAAUUCAUCCUGUGGAGAUUUCUAGUUAAGCUCCAAUAGCACUUUAAAGCAGCAAAGGGUCCUGCUUGUACUCUGUUAGCUGGAGUAUUCCACAUAAAACAGAGGUGAGGAGGGAAGAGAUUUACACUGAACAUGUUGGUUCCAUCUCCACUAUAGUGUUAUUUUAUUGGCACUCGUCAGAUUUAAAGGAAAUGAAUGAGAGUCAUACCUUUGAGAGCUUUCAGCUCGCAUACAUUUCUUGAAUGUUGGUCCCGAUGGUAGAAACUGAUAUCAAUCCAUCCUCGUCUUUUACAGGUGAUGGUUUUCUCAAAGAAUCAGUCUGAGGUGGAGAUUGAUCAGGUGCAUUCAAACUAUAGUAAGUGAUAUCAUUUCAAGAAUAUGUAUGUCUUUUUAAAAAUCAUUUACUGAUACCUGUAGAGACUGAAACACCAUAGCCUGGCUGGGUCAUCCAGUUGCCGUUCCUUCCCACAACAGUCUGGACUUCGGCCAAUUGGGAGCCCUAAAAGUGGGCGGGAGUACUUUCCUUGAUAGACAGACUACUGUAACCAAUCACCGUAACCAAACAUCUGACGUCAUCACAGUGCGCAACUGUGUUCCCUGCUGGACUCUCAAGCAUCAAGUAAAGGUCUGGUAAUAUUUCAACGUGUACGAGCAAACAAUGUCUUUAACAUCUUCUUCUGUGGAUAUAAAUGAUUUCUGCCGACUUUGCAAAGUCAACUGCAGAAUUAACGGCGUUCUGAAUGAACGGGGCUUUGAAAAGUCCUGCAGCAUGUGUUAGACGUCACCAUCUACACAUGGACCAAUCAGGGGCUGCCUUUCCCUGUUGUCCGUGGAACAGUGGAAACACAGUCACUGAUUGGCCCGGUUAUUUUCUGAGUUCUAAUACAUGCUCCCAAUUUGCUGAAGUCCAGACUGUUGUGGGAAGGAACAGCAAGUGGUUUACGCAACUGGAUGGCCCAGCCAGGCUAGAAACACCAAGCUGAAGGGUAAAAAAUGAGUGACAAUACAAGUCAGAUGAUGAAAAUGUAAAAAGUUGAGAUAUUCAGCUGAGUGCUGUCUGUAUAUUUAAAGAAAGAUGUCCAAUCUACCUGUCAAACACAAAUAACUCUCUGCUUUUUUACACUCCUUUAUAUAUUCUAGAGGAAAUUGCCUUUUUUGUUUACAGUUUUGUUCCUUUUCCCCUUCCAUACCAGGGCUCUUGCACAUUCUUAGAUAUUUUUUAAUGUCAUAGAUGUAAUUUUUCAAAAUAGAAGAUCAAUAAGUCUUAGGGCAAUAGGUCUUAAUUUUUAAAAGGCACUUUGACUGAUGUAUAUCUGAAUAUUUGUACAAAUCUGUAUCAUUUUAGUAAGCAUUAUCUGAUUUUAUAUUUCCUUUUUGGAGGAUUUGCUUGUUCAUGUAAUAACAGUGUACGCAGCAGUACCCAUGUACAAACCACAAAGCUAAGAGAAGGAGAACUUGUUUAAGGUAACUUGGCUUUAAGAUCAUCAACACAGAACGGUCGACAAGGACAAACAAAGAUGAUUUGCAGGAAAAGCUUUUAAACUUGUGAUUUAUUGUUAAAAGCCACACACUGGUGUUUAUUGCUGUUUGUUCUGCUGUGCUAAAAUGUAUUUAUCUCUGUCUUCAGUCUUGAAAAGGUCUUCAAAAGUCCUAAACUCUUUUUUCAAAAAGUGUGCAGUAACCCUGGGCUAUAUUUCCUUGUACUUAAAAAGCUGGAUUGAGAGCUCUCUGGUGUGAUUUUCCAUUCUCCUGAGGUACACAGAGUCUCUUGGUAGAAUUUAAGGUUGCUGAGUCUUGCUGAGCACAUCUGUGAAUUAUAUCACCACUUUUUAAUAAAAUGCUAGCCAGUACAAGCAGGCAAUACAAAACGCCAGUGUUUAAAUUAAGACGAGGCAGCAAAGCUAGAGAAGUACCUUUGGAUUAUUUAUUAAUGUUAUACCGCAAAUCUUAAUAAUGUAGGCAUUCAACAUGGACCUGCUUUUUAGCGGGUUACGUCAAACAAAACAAUGCCUAAGAUCAAACUUUUGGGCUUUUAUGCCUUUUAUUUAGAGAGGAUGAGGUGAAAGAGGAUUUAAUUAUCUUUAAAACCGUGUUUGAUUGCCGCACUCUGGAAAAGCUCACAGUGAUACUGCUUAAUGUUGAGAAGAGCAGACGCACACAGGCGUGGCGCACUCAUUGUGCAGUAUACAACUUGUAAACAUGGUGGAGGGCAGUUUUUCGGUUUUUCCGUGUUGCAGAGAUUGUUCUGCCGUCAAAGAAAACAAAGUCCGAAGUCUGGGCGUAUUUCGGCUUCUACAAAGGGUUGCGAGGGUUGUCAGAAAGCUUUUGUGCAUCCCAGCAAUCAGUGUGCCAUCCGAGAGACUAUUCAUCGCCAGCGGGCACAUCGUUUCCCCUCGCAGAUCACUACUCAAACCAGGAAAGUAAAUAUGCUGAUAUUUCUACAUUUCAAUCUGAAGUAGUGAACAAAGUCAGCAGCAGCACCUUAUGGUGGAGGAAACAGACAAUAGGUGUGGUUCAUUUGAUUUGUUUACAUAUUGUAUGUUCUUUUAAACACCUGAGGCCUGUACUACGAAGCUGGAUUAACACAUCCAGGAUAACUCUGCGACAACUCGCUCAACUUCACCGGAUCUCCGCGAUCCCGAUCAGCUGUACUACGAAGCCGGUUAUCAACUCGAUAACUGAAUCCAGGGGUGGCCACUUCAGAUCUGUGCGCUCACACGUAAAGGGGGGGGGUCAGUGCCACCGUACCAAUCUCCACAAUGGAGAAGGCUGCACGUCAUUUUUCACAGCUGAAGAACAGAGCUUUAUUUAAACGGUGAGACAGCCACAGCCGCUAAAAGCCAGAGGGACUGCUGGAAAAAAAAAUCACCGGUUGUGUAAAUUACAUUUGUGCGUUCAUAAAUUUAUGGCCCCCUAAUAUGUUGUCAUGCAGUGUGUGUGAUCACCUCCAUCAAUGACCUCAUUAUUUAAGAUACAACAGCAGUGGGGAAAAGAGUACGUGGGAGCAAAUAAAAAUAAAUCUAAAAACAUCCUUUUAAGUAGUUUGUAAGUUUAUUGGAAGAUUUUAUUUGUACAUAUUUCACCGCGUAAACAGUGUUUUCCUCACACUGCCUUUUUUCUUUUUUCUCCAUCAUCUGAUAGUCACAUGUCAUCUGCAGACACAUUUGGGGUUAAGAGUUUUCUAAUCUGCUUCAAUAAAUUCUGAAUGAUGACUGAAAUGCCGCAUGAAAUUGGAACCUGGAGCUUGGCAAAUAUUAGUGCAUUGCUUAGACUUCAUGCUACCUGAAUAUUGAGGCCGUCCGAGGAAAACCUGUAACGUUCAUAUAUAGAACAUCAGGUAAAUCAAAGGGGUUUGAACGAUCAUGAAUAUAACGCUCUCGGCGAAGCGCUCCUCUCACUAUCCGUGCAACGAUGUCCCCGGGAUCCGGCAAAAGUGGGCAAGCCAUUUUCCAAGAGAUCCGAUUGGUCAUCGGGCGGUCUUUUAUACCUGCUGAGAUCUUAUCCUGGAACAUAACCUGCUCUGGAGCAGGAUGCCGUUCCGCGUAAGUUACCGGGGCAACGGACCCGGAAAAAAAGAGAUCCACCUGAAAAUCCAGAAGUUAUCCAGAAGUUAUCUCGCUAAGACCAAAUCCAGCUUCGUAGUACAGGCCUCUGCACUACACAUUUGUUUACAUGUGGUUGUUUCAUAUAGUAGUGUUGCUCUGUAUUAUAUUUGUAAGAGUAGAUUUUUUUGAGCACUGAAGAUACUGACAAUUUGCACGAUAAGGAAUGUCAUUUUAUUUAAAUGUUAUUUAUUUGUUAUUAUGUUGAUGUUUAUGUCUCUGGCACAUUACUUUGUACUUUGUUAAUACUAGUAAUAGUGUUGAUUACCUCAGGCUCUUUUAAGGCCCCAUCUUUAAUUUUUUAAGCUUAUUGUUCCUCUCUUAUUUAAGGUUAAGGAAAAGUUCAUUCUGCAUGUUAUUUUGAUUAUUAUUAUUUUUUAAAUAAAACUGUGUUAAAUGAUUUCAGGGCGAGUAUAAGUACUUUUUAAACAUUUUGAACAUAUUCCAACAAUACCGUGAUAAUAUUGAUAACCGUGAUAAUUUUUGGUCACAGUAAUCGUGAUGUUAAAUUUUUAGAUCGUUACAUCUUUAGUAGGAACACCACAACCACAUAUGCGAACAUAAUUCGUGGGCUCCAAAGUAAAAGCAGUCAUACUGGCAACCUCGGUCCUGUCUGACAUUUUGAUCAGUUACGUCAGCGUUGGAUUUGUGUUUGAUAAGUAAUGUCUGCACAUGUCAAUCCUAACUGACACUGCAGCACUCACCUCUUAGCAGGCAUUACUAAUCAUUCACCACUCACUGUCUUGGUGCAUGAGUCAGAGAGAAAUGGAAAAUUAUUUGCACUUUAACAAAUGCUGAAAAAUACAAUCUGCCACAAUUGGAGUAUGUGCCACCAAAACAGUCAUAGUUUUGAACCCUGCUGUCUUUUGAAGGCUGUCUGUACAUAAGGCGCAUGAUUCACCAUGAGGCACCCAGUUGACUAACAAGCUUGUAUAUGAGAUAUAAUCAACCAUUAGACACACAAAGCACAAAACACCACAUAUAUUACAAUUCUUUUGAUUAAAAUUCUUUCUGUUUAUUUGAUGAGUUGUCACAGCAGCUGUUGAAUGUCUCAUCUUAGUUACACAUGUCCCAAAAAUGUCUCAAAAUUGAGAAAAGUUUCAGCAUCUUGAUAAUGGCCUGUAAUGACUACUCUCCCGACCAGACUGGAGGCCUUCUAAACAGCUGAUUGUUUUUCCCCCUCCAUUUCUGGGCAGACAGAUUAGUUGGAAAUUGCACUCUUGCAGGCUUGAAUCUUGCCUGAGAUCAAUCCAACAGCCCAAAAUGUGCAACAUCAUUUUUGGUGAGAGUUAAGUAAAUGUAGCACAGCAGUGUCAUGAAAGCGAGUCAGUGUGUCUCCCAGCUAUAAUUUCAAUCUUGGUUGGUUCAGUCUAGAAGCUGGUCCAUCAGGAGCCAGCCUCAUAUACCUUCCCAAGCACAUUGCCAGUUACAGAAAUGAGCAGAACUGCUUCAUCUUCAGCCAGAGAGGGAUUUCACACCGAAAAGUGUCUUAAUAUUUUUGCCAAUUUUGUAAGAAAAAAGUAUAUCUGGUUUUUGACACGUUUGUGUCAAAAACCCAAUAUACAUGCUUUGUCAAAAAUGUUUACAGGUUUUUUUUCUUCUCUGUUUGCACUCAAAGAUGUUCACUUAAGGACUUACUGAAGACAGUCACAGGGAUCUUGUCCAGCUGGGUGUUUUUGUCCUCAGGGCAGAGGUUGAGAAAGAGCAGCCGACACUAUUAUCCAGAGUCAUGUUGUCAUGUUUGAACAAGAUGAAAAAACUCAACUGAGCUAACUUUAAAAGUGUUUUUUAGAAAUGGAUGUGACUCACAGGAGGUGGGGUCUAAAAAUAGCUGCACUGCUGUGAUAACCUCUUGAUUUAUCAGAGGAGGAUGUGGAUGACUCACUCUGCCGGCACGGGGGAAUGGUGAAUGAGCAGACAGGAAGGUGAAAGCAGCACACGUGUAUGCACAAACACUGAAUCCAUCAGGUGCUAGAAGCUGUUUUUUUUUCUUUUUUUUCCUCAAUGUGACGGCGUGUUCUUUUAGAGCUAAUACAAUCAGAGACCGCUUGUUUAGAGAAACAUCCUCAUAACCAAGAAUAGCUUCAAAGAAAAACAUGGAAAUCCUGCUUCAUAAGGCCACCUCCAGGGAAGUUUGAAGUGUGUACGUGAGUCCCCGCUGUCAUCACGGGGAAGAACAUUUUGACUGGAAUUUCACCCUUUAUGGAGACUUGAUACUUCACACUUUUUGUUUUUCAAAUAUUUGCAUUAAACCAGGACAUGACAUCAAAACAUUUCCUGUGGUCCAAAGACAAACUGUAUGAACAAAAUUCCAUGUAAAACUAAAUAAUAUGAAGCAACAUACAAUGUGCAAAAACUUAGUCCAUGCAAUAUUGAAAGAGUUAACAAUAUCAGUGUUUCUUUAAACUCAUGGUGCACUCAUUCUUGGCUCAUUUGACCUGUUUCAUAAAAACUUUGACUACGUUUACACAUGCCCGGGUAUUUUCAUAAACGGACAUUUAACCCUCUCCAUUUGCAAAAACAAAAUGCGUGCACACCACUAUGUUUUCAGAAAAGUAUUCGUUUACACUAACCCGUGUAUAUAUGCCAUCAAGAGCAUGUCAAACAUGCUGGUGGCAGUGUAACGAGAAGCUCAAGCCCACGUUAGCCAGUCAGAAUCCUGCAUAGUAGCAACAACAACAACGUCCGUUCUCUGUUUUCCUCUGUUUUUCUCUGUUUGCAUGCAAACAUGUAUUUUUUUGCCGUUUUCCAAAAUCUCCACUCCGGCUAGUGUUUUUAAAAACCAUCGUUUUCAGGGGCAAAUUCUCCAUUUGCGUAAAACUAGGGUUCAAACGAUGGUUAAUGUCUCUGUUUUUAAAAAUAACCGGGUACGUAUAAAUGUGGCCUUUAUCCCCCUGUCUUGAUCAAAAUACUGCCAAACUUCACCACAUUUCAGAUGUGUGUCCAAAUGUGUUUGUUUCAUCCAGGUAGUCGACAAUCACAACGUUGUUUCAGAGGCUAGCCAUUGACUGGAGCUUCAACCUUGGGUAGUGUGGCUUGCUGCGCUACAGCUUUGGCAUUUUAGGCAUACAAAAAUAGAAACAUUUACGACCCCUCAAGUCAUCAGGGACAGGUCUACUCAUUGUUCCCAGGGUCAGACCCAAGCAGGGUGAAGCUGCAUUCAGCUACUGCGGUUGUCACCUGUGAAACAAACUCCCUGAACGCCUCAGGUGUGCUCAAACUGUCAUCUCAUUCAAAUCAGGGCUGAAAACAUUUCUGUUUACUAAACCUUUCCUGUGGCGUCAACUUCUUUUAUUUCAACUUUGAUAUCAGCUGUUCUGUUAUUUUCAAUGUUAUUUUUUUUUUUAUACUUUCUUAGGUCCAUAACAUAUACAGUAGCAAUACAAUUCAAUUGCCAUUUCAUCAGUGUUUCUUUUUCAUCAUUUAUAUCACUGUUUUACAGACAUUUUGACCCUUCUUUUUUUUUUUUUCAAACACCACUGUCUGUAUCAAAGUACACAUUAAACUCUAAUUGUUGGAGGGAAUGUGGGGAGAAUAAGGCUGACCAUACCCAUAUAUUUUUUACAUGUUCCAAAGUACAAAGCUUUUGGCUGAAGGUCUCACACACCAUAGAACAAAUAUUUGGAAGAGAUAUUCAAUUAGAAAAUCACAAUGUAAUUCUAGGAACACGUCCCAAACGAUUGAGGAGCCAAGAUCUUUAUCUCUUCUGGAUACUGAGAAUGACUGCACUCAAACAAAUUACAAGAGGUUGGAAAAGUGUGGACCACCCUAGGAUGGAUAGGUGACUGGAAACAAUGGAAAAUAUGUAUUUAAUGGAAAAGGUGACAUAUAAAAUUAAUGGUAAGGAAACUUUGUUUGAGAAAAGAUGGGUCUCUUAUCUUUCAAAUAAGGAUAACCUGUAUGCCUAAAAACAGAAUUUUCAUUGCUGAAACAAACACAACAAAGCCAUUUUUUUAAAUUAAUUAAUUUAUAUAUAGAUUUUUUUUCUUCUAUUUCAUUUAUUUUCCUGUUUUUUGUGUAGAAAUGUCUUGUUUCACUUUUCUGUUUGAGUUUAUUUUUGUGUUUUCAGAAAAAAAGGGGGAAAAGAGAAAAAAAAAGGGUAUUUUCAAUGGUUUUAAUGAUUUUAAAUUACAAGUUAAUAUCUUAUUGAUUUUAAGAUGACAAAUGCUUCCUCUAGUCUGUGUUUCUCAGGGGAAUAAAAACCAAAUUUGGACCUAACUAAUGAAAUAGGAAGAACAGGUAGAAGGCUGGGGAGUUCUGGGUCAGGGGCCUCCUGUGCACUGAGGUCUUGGGGACCUGUAGAGUCUUGGAGACUCGGGCUGAGUGCUGGGGCGCUCCGGGUCUGAAAGCUUGUGACUUAUUUAGUUUAUCUGGGAAAAUACGGUUUUCAUAAAUAAUUAAAGCAAACAUGGAACAGACAAAAAUUUUACAUGUAUGUAUUUCCUUGCAUCUAUAAAGCACUUUUUGAAUUGCCUUGUGUAUGGGUGGUACUAUACAAAUAAACUUGCCUUGCCUUAGAACUUAUUCAACUGACUUGAUAGCUGCUGACCAGCUAGGAUGAUGACAAUUAAUCACGUAGGUGAUUAAAUGUGUACGUUCCUGUUUAAUGUAGCCACCACGUUUGAGUUGAGACUGAAGAACUGUGUUUUGACUUUGACUUUUCCCUGAGAAACACGGUGUUCAUUCAUGUAUCCUUGAUUGACAAGUGUUCUCUCCUAGUACAGUCAGCAGCUGUCGCUCGCUUCCAGCUUCUCUCACCUACUACAAGGUUUCCUCUCCUUCUCUUAAAUUUUGACUGACAUAUGCACAUUUUUCACAGCAGUCCCUCAAAACCCCAAAGAUGGUGUGUCUUUCUUUUUGUAUAGACAGUUUUUAUAGUUCAUUCACAUUACACUUUCCACACUCUUCAUUUGUGUUUAAUUCACCUAUACCAUCUGCAUCACACUGUCCACUGAUGUCUGCUUUAGAGACAAAAGAGUGUCUGUCUUUCAUUCAUAGAACUACUCUGUAGAUUGUCUUUUAUUUAGAAACUGAGUAAUAUCUGGCUCAGAAGGUUUUCCAAGUGUACCAGCAAUAACAGUGGGAGGAAACGAUUGCUUUUUAAGGAUUUAAAGUCCUGCUUCUCCAUCAUAGUUUUUACAGCAGGUUAAAUGAAAAAAAAAACAACAACAACAACAAAAAAACGAUUUUAACGGAUAUGGGCCUCAGGAAUGUAGGCUGUUGCCAGGAUACAGUAGGAAUAAACAAACAUUUAUGUCUCACCCAGGUAAAAAAAAAAAAGUGGUUUCCCUUAUCAACUUCAGAAUACCAAAACAUGUGAAAAAGAAACCCUUAAGAAGAUAAUUAAAAACAAACAAUGCCAGAUUUCUCUUUGCUUAAUUGCAACAUUUGGAGCACACUAAUGUUAAUUACAAUAUUGGGUUUUUCUGUCUGUGUUUAAACAAGAAUCACAUUGACGGAUGUUGUGGAUUUCUGUGGAGAGUGAUUAAAUAAGUGAUUACAUUUUGGCUGACAGCCCAAACUUAAGUGAGGUCCUUGUAGCGCCUGCUUCUCUUCUUAGUCAGUGUUAUGUCUUUUAAAUGACUUUUCAGCCCCAACCACAGCAGCAAAGGUGUUUUUUUUUUUUUCAUCUUAAGUGAUCUCAUCUAAGAGCUUACAUUUGUGGGGCUGAAUAAAUUCUUGCAUUUUUUUUUAAAUCAGUUCAACCUUUCAAGGUUGGUGCUUAUCUCUAUAAAGUCCAAACAUUAAUCUGACUGGUGUUAUGUGUUAGAAUUAUCUCUCUAUGACAAAUAAGCCCACAAUGUUUAAUGCUUCCCGGGUUGUGCUGUGUUUGUCAUCUGUUUCUACCCCCACUACAUGCAUCCCCUCAACUGUACAUCAGCAUAUGAUCGUUUCCCUAAACGAUUAUAUGCUCAUUGACAUUUUGUGUUUGCCUCAGCAAAUGCCUCAAAGUUUUAUGGUAUCCAUCAUUGACGAUUGUGCCCUGUAUACGUUUCCUAACAUAUAUGCUUUAUUUCCUGCAGGGAAGCAGCACAGCAGUGACUUUUCCCGCCUGAUUGCUCAGGUCCGGGGUCGCCUAGAAACCAGCAGGCAGACCCAUAUCAAACAGGAAGUCGUUGCAGAAAGAAAGGAUGAACAUAAAGUAUCCUCUGCAGGUACUGCACCAGCCAUAAAACAUACUCUCGCUGCAGGAGACUUUUAAGCUCCCGUGGUACCCUUUAGCACAAAUCACCUGAACUCUUAAGUUCACCUUGUAUCUUCACUGAACACAUUUGCUGUUGUAAAAGUCGGGCAGAUUAAUUGCUUUGUGACAAAAUUGUUUUCCUGACAAAAUGCAAAUGAAGCCAUGAGAUGCAGCCUGGCAGGCAUUUUUUGUGAAUGCCUUGUGGUUGUGUAUGUGAGGGUUUUCUGAAUAGAGCGCAUCAAUUUAUUGUUCCAUCCCUUUGAAAUUCACAUAUUAAAUUGUUUGUGUGAUUUUAAGUGUUUUGGGGACAAGUUGAAACUCAGAGGACAAUUUAACCAUAUGCUGCGCAGAGAUAGAAUAAGAGAACUUGACACUAAGAAGAGGCAACAUGACUCAAAAUUCAACUCAGUGCACUUGUUUUUCUUUAUACAUAAAUGGCUUUAUAUCAUGAUGUUAUCAAAUAAGAAGGACCACAUAUGCAAACAUAUGUUCACUCGCUACAACCCCACUCUCCCCUAAACAAGCAGAAGAUGCACAGAAUUAAUGUAUGUCUGUGGCUGAGACCAGGAAAGGAUGGUUCUAUUUACUACUACGUGUUUAGAACUCGGUACUUUCAGUUUCCUACUGAGUGUCUGUGAUUGUGAAUUUUUAGUUCUCCUUUGCUGCCCUCUUUGUAUUGGGUUGUGUUAGAGGUGGGGUAGGCAGGAAUCCGUUAAGAAGCAUCUUUUUUUGUGGUGUAUGAACAAAAAAGCUUUAAAUAUCAGUCAAUAGCUAUUAGUUAUUGAUGACAUCUGGUAAUAUAAUGAUAUCGCUGUGUUUUGUUAUGUCUGAGUAGUCAACAUUUUAAAAUGUCAGAGCGCUCCGCCCUUUCUGACUGUAAACAAAGCCAUUCCCCGCCUCCCCCAACCUGAUUGGUUGUGAGGCAGACGCUGCUCCCCCGUGUUGUUCAGAAGUCCAAACAGAGUUAGCGUGCUUACACGCGACAGUAGAGACCCAUCAGAAAGUACAGAAAAUUUAGCCACGACCGCCAACACAAGCAAGAAAAUGAAGUAAAUACCGGAGACUAUGGCGGACUAAUGGGCGCUUAAAAAGGAGGUAGACCACCCGGACAAGAGCUAAAAAAGCCGGGUCAACAAUGAUGGGGGACGCUUUGGGAACUUACAGACCCUGUAACCUUUAUGCUGGACAGGUAAACCGCCCAGCCAAGUUUCUGUAACAGAAGUGUGUCUUAUCAAACGGGGCCUGCUGCAUGUUGUAGCGCCGCUGAACUGUUGACCUCGGGUCCUGGACUAUGUCACUUUAUCUUAGUUGUAGAAGUCCUGCAAACAUUGUGUUUGCUGGUAGUCUGUUGGCAUCUACAGUAGCACCAUUGCUUUUUAGUUUCAAGUUGACUGGGCCCCAUUUGUAAUUAUCUGAAGUAUUUAUCUGCAGUAUAUCUGAAUUUAAUUGAAAUGAUACGAGCGAGCGAAUGAUACGAGGGGCUUGCUGGACCAGAGACGGAGGGUAGAGGAGGAGCUGAGGGGAAAACUGGUUGGGAGGGGUAGAGUUUACAUUCAAGAUUUCUCCCCAAAAACUGGCACUUCCUCAGAUCCUGCCUACCCCGCCUUUAAGUUACUACUUAAAAAGCUUGUCAGAAAUGAAACAGGUUUUCACUGAAUUGAAAAGUUUUGACAAAGCUAGGAUUAUGUGAUAAUCAUCAGGAGCUACAGUCACUACUUUGACAGUGAGUAACAGCUGUUGCCUCUUGAAAUCAAGACAAACACAUGACACUACUUUUACACGCCAUCAUGGUUGCGCAGUAGAGUAAAUCUCUGUCAUGUAAGGACUGAAUUAAUAAUGUAAAUAUACACAAACAUGUCUGUUUUAACUGGUGUUGACAGGAUUGCUAUAUCCAUGUUCAGUCAGACUCUGACUUUGGUAACAGAAUUAAAAUCAGUGCAGCCCCUUGCACGAACUGGUACCAACAAAUAAUAGGUAACUUGAUCAGUCUGUAAAUAGUAACAGAUCUUUUGAGUUUUGAAAGAACACACAAAAAGCAAUUCUUCUGUUUGGCCCAAACAACAAAAGUCAUCAUCUGUCUCACUAAAGCUUACAUCAAACUCUACAUCUGUGACACCAAAACCAGCCAGGGUCCUUCCCUGCAUCAUUAAAACCGAUAAUCAUAGCCCUUUGUCUGUUCAGUCAACAUGCUGCAGCAGGAAUUGGCCAACCCUCUCUUUUUGAAGCCUGCCAGAGCAGAGGGUUUUACUUUUGAUCCAUAUUAUCCCUGCCCAGUGUCUGCCUUGUUUGUCAAUAUCACAGAUGUUUUUUUUUUCUUUUGAAUUUUAUUUUCUAGCUUGUUUUAACUUUAUACCACAGAAAUCACAUACUGCUCACACUGAAAAGUUGUCAUUUAAACAUCUCACCAGCUUGUACGCAAUUGAUAUGUAGUUAGCAGGCCGUUUUGUGGAGUAGAGUCCCAUCAGGAUUAGACGUGACGUCUGUCCACCCUGAAACCCACUCUCCAUGCAACCCUUGAAGUACCAACUUAAGCAAACAUUUUGACACCAAGUAUUGAUCUAAAGAUGAUUUUAUUGAUUUAAAUAUUGUUCAUUGAUGCAGCUGAAAAUAUAGUCCGUCAGAAAUGACUGUGGAAAGCGUUUCCUGAGAAAGGCGUUCUCAUCAGUCCAUUUACAGGUCGAAUUGAAAUUAAACUCACGGUUAAGCUUCAACAUCAGCCAGAUUCUCUUUCAUGAAUCACCAUAAACUCAACAUCUUCAAUCACAGUAAAGUCAGGAAAGCAUUUUUCCAUCAGCAUUCUUAACAGAUGCAGAAAAUUACAGGCCUGUCGGUGGUAAAUGUUUUUACAAUCUUAGAAAUCUUGGGUUUAAAAGAGGAACUCAUUUCACACCCUUUUUGAUAGGCAAUUCCUCUCCUGUUUAUUUCCACCUGGAUGUCUUACACAAUGAUAUAUAUUUCUGUGUCCUUCAGAUCUUGUUGCAGAAUCGAAAGGCUGCUCGAUGGCGAAGGUAGAGGACAGAGAGGUGGGCGAAGAGCCAUCAGCGGAAGUGGCUGAGUUAUCUUUAAGUCCCACUCACAGCGACGUGUCCAUCAGCAGGUGAGCUCCAGACAAGAGACACAAGAGAGAUGUUGUUCCUCUUACACUAGAUGAGUCAAUCAAAGCUUUUCGAGCCUCAUGCAAAACACUACUGGUCGGAAUUUUACAGUGUUAAUGAAAAGGGAUAGAUAGAACUUACUGAUUUGUUUGCAAAGAAGUACGUUUCAACCUGCAGCUCUGCGUUUAAUAAAUCCCAGAGGGCAUAAUUGAUGAUUAUGGCUGAUUAGCUUCAUUUCAGAAACGUGAUGAUUCAUUUUCCCUGUGUGGCAUCCACAGGACUGGUAAUCUCUAAUCCAUUCAGUAUUCAAUUAGCAGUCCCCCUUACCCUACCAUAGCAAUAACAAUAACUGCGGUAACUCAGUCUGGGACAGUGAUAUUCAGUCAUGGAGAAUCUGAACAGAUUACAUGACAUGAUGAUGCUCGUAAUGUUGUUAAAAUUUUUAUUUACACCAUGGAAAGAGGAAAAGCUCAUCAAUCGUCUGACUUCAGGGGGGCGUUCCAGAUGAAUUUCCCGGCUCGGAAAUCACGACUUCCGAAUACAACUGGAAUGCAGCAUAAGUAACCAACUUUAGCACGCUCCACUGGUCUUCCUCUAACUAAUCAGUAUCUAAUAAGUAAAAUAAUUAAUUACGCCUUUCUUCUGCUCUCAUUGAGGCAUUGAUGUUAAUAUGAUAGGUUGACUUAAAUAUCCAACUAACAGUAUAGUGUAGCACGUAUACUUUUUCAUAUACAAAUGACCAGACAGCAGAGAUUGAUAUAACGUACUGGUUGAAAAUAGCCCUGUAAGAAAUUCAUAGUAAAGUUUACAAAAAGUUAAUAUAAUAAAAAAAUUCACAGAGAAGUUCAGACAUUUCAUCCACAAAGACCUCUGGUUAGCACCCUCAUUUAAACCACGCAAUUCUUUUGACCCUGCCUCUUAAAAGAAUCGAGAAUCGUUAGGACCUGGAAUCAAAACUCUGAAUUGAAACUGUGAAUCGGAGCCGGAGCCAGAAUCAUUCAAGUUCAAAUGAUGCCCAACCUUAUGCUGCGUUCCAGUUACCUCGGAAGUCAGAAGUCUGAGCUGGGAAUGUUGUCACACCGGAGUUACCAGCAUUUCAGUUACCAAGUCAGAGCAAAAUCGGAGGCGGAAACAAGAUGGCUACAUCUAGGAAAGUUAUUUUUGCGCUUGCCUUGUCCGAAUAUAAGCCAGGACAAGGCAAGCGCUAAAAUAACUUUUUGAAGAUGUAGCUACCUUGUUUCCGCCUCCGAUUUUGCUUUCUUCAGAAUUGGUACUGGUAACUUGAGUGUGACGUCAAUCCCAGCUCAGACAUCUGACUAACUUGAAUGCAGCAUUACUUAUCAAUCAGGUGUUCUGUAUUGUGAAAAAGACGGACUACAAAGAUCAAAUGUUCCCAACACAAGACUCCAGUUCCUUGUCCUUAAAGUCUGUACAUCUCAGCUGGUAACAAGCUGUAUGAGCACCACUAGAUCGAGCCAGACAAACAACACACUUUGACUGAAAGGCUCAUCCUGUUCUUUUGUAGAUGAAAGUAAGUGCAGUGUAGUCAGAGGCGAUUUCAAGGCUUCACAUGAAACAACAAAGAAAACCUGACAUUACCCCUCUGUGCUUAGCGGAUGUGCUUGAAAAUGUCACUCUGAUAUUAAACACAAUAUCAACACUUGCAUACGACAUGUUCUUUUAUUUUCACAGAACUCCCCAUCACUCAGGUCUUGCUGCGCAAUGAAAAGACACUGUUUGUUAGCAGGUUGUCUAAGUACUUGCAGUACACCCUUGUUAUAAAAAGAGAAUCAUGUAUGGCUUAAUUCAGAGGAUUUCUCUAUGAACCUUCAAGUGUCUCAGUGGGAGCACUUAUCUCUUGCCGUCACACUGCGGAGGCCUUGAACAUCCUGCUUAAGUCUUUAUAGUUCUCCUAUUUUAACUGAACUUUUACUGUGACACAGCAGAGAUUUACUGCCUUUAGUCCUGGUGCCUUAGACCAAAUCAGCACUAUGCUCACUUCUUCAAGUGUGAAAUUGCUGAAUUGAAUGUCAGCCGGGGACACACAAGCAUGUGUGGGUUUUUGUUUCGAAUUUUCAUUCCAAACAUACGAUCAGAUAUCACACAUUUACAGACAGUCUUUAACUUGCAAAUAACCGCAUUUCUCCUAAUCAUUUGUCUUCUAAUCAACCAUGUUUUACAAGAGUUGUCAUAUCAGUAAGUGCUUGUCAAAAACUUACAUCACAGAAGAAGACAUGAGACAAACACAAAAACAAGCUGAUAAUGCAUUAGCAUGUGGAAAAAGGGAUGGAAAAUAAAACCCACAAAAUUAUUCUAACAAUCAGGGUGAAAUCAUGCAGAUGAGCAGUGAAAGCUUAAUCACUGCAUAAUAACAAACAGAUCACUUGCUGCCUCAAAAUGAAGUCUAUAAGGGCCACAGUCUACGUCUUGGUCUGAAGAACCAAAAAAAAGAAAAAAAACCCUCCUCUACCACAUCAUAAAAAACUGAUAUUGAUGAUGUCUCGUCUUGCGUGGUCAGCAGAGCCUUGCACAAAUCUGCCAACCCUCUCUUUUAAAAGUCAUUCACAACACGAUUUAACGGGUUUUCUCCGCCUUGUUUGUCCAUAAAAAAGUGAAGGGUUUAUGUCAGCCGUUGGUGCUUUAUGUGUGUAUGCUUUAUCCUGCAGCAUUAACAUGGCUGAAAAGACUUUUUAGCUUUAAAAUUUUUAUAUUGGUCAAGGGAAAUUAACUUGUCACCUGUUUCCCUCACCUUAGUUAACACCAGCUGAUUAGAAAUGGAGCUGCCCUGAGCUAACUGCAACUGCAGCAGUGAAACUUAGCUCACUGUGGCAGAGAAAUAAGUGCAAGUUGGAAGUACUUUAAAUCUAAUGAUGACUAAGACUGUACCCUGCUGAGGAAAACAUGCUUUUAUACCAGUGACCUCCAGUUUUAUUCAGGCUGUAGCUUUUAUAGAAGGACCGAAGGUUUGUUUUUUACCUCCAAGGCCAAUGUUGAAGAGCCGCAGGCAUUAAAAUAAGGCCACUCACCAACUACUGUACAGGAUACAUAAGCACCAGAGAUGAAAUAAGGGCCAAUUAAAAGUUUCAGCCCAUAACAGAGGGCCUUCAACCACUGAACUCUUAAGGAGUAUGUCAGUUUAAAGCAGCCGUGCUGCUGCCGCUGCUGAGCUGAACCGAAUAAAUUAUGAAUAUAUGUUUUUCUACACGAAAAAAAUAGAGAUUGUUCUUUUUCAGCAGACUCAGUAUAAUCCAUCUCUUUCAAACUUGCUCUAUAGCUGCAGAAAAAAAAACAUCUGAAUGAGCUUUUUGGUGGUUCUUGCAUGUGUAUUAUAUAGUCUGGCAAAGUGAUGUCUAGUAAAUCAAAAGCUUUAACCCUUUGUUGUUAGACCAACAAUAAUUAAUGUUUGAAAAAUUGUUUAUUAGAAUAUAUGCAAAGGUGAAAAUCCCGACUUUAACAUUUCACUAGAGUUUGAACUUUGUGGACUACCUUGCUAUGAUAAUAUAUAUUAAUUUUAUUCAUAGUGUAAAGUAAGAGAUAUCAACUCUCCUUUUAAGAGCAUUUAUGAGAGUUAAUAUAUGGCAGGGUUAUUGGAACAAGUUCAUACUGGUUUAAAGCCGUUUGAUGAUUUUCCGUCUUUAUUCAUGAUAAUCAGCCCUAUGAUGACUCAGGGUCCCUCUUCAGACAUGUGUCUCUGAUCCCUGAGUUUGAGCUUCUGCAAUUAACCUGUCUGUUAACACUGAGCAUCUCAUAUCCUUUGAUAGAUGGAGGAUCAGAGGUUAUUUUAUUGAAUGGUACCUUUGCUUCUCUUUAAGAAAAUUACAUUGCACCAAAAGCGUGCAUAACUUAAAAAAGCUAAAGACAUCACAACUUUACAGGAGAGCACAUAAGCCAUAAAACAUGACAGAAAUACUAAAAAAAAAACUUAUUAAUAUUAUUUAUAUUAUUAUAAAUAUAUUAUAUAUUAUUAUAAAUUAGCCUGAGUGUGUUGGGGUUAAGUUUUUAAAAGAUCUUGUUGUAUUUGUCCUGUUUUUGCCCCUGCUGCAUUUCUCAAUUUCUACUGAACACUGCAUACAGUACAUUUAGUAAAGUACUGAUUUUUCUCUUUUCUCUUUUUUUGCCUCCACCCCCUUUCUCACAACAGUUCUAUUUCAGACAUCUUUGGUCCAGAGCCUGCCAGAGACCCUGAGUAAGUGAUUCCGCUGUCAGGAAAAGUAAUAUCAUUUUAGUUUUUCAUCAUUUUAUCUCUUUAUGCUUCAGAGGCCUCACAGUUUUUCAUUACAACUAAUUGCAUGCUUGUGUUGAUGCAUAGAUUGGAUGUCAACACAGACUGUUGUUGUCUUUCAUAUAAAUUGUUCGAAGCCUUGUACCGUAUAUUAGGCUGUCUACAUACAACUUUAUCAAGGGGGAUAAAUGCCACUCAAUACAUCUCAAUGCCUUAAUUUACGCAUAAAAAGACUCAUAAAGAUCAAAAGCAGAUUAAUUUGUAAACUGUGCCCUGAUUGUAACUCAUCAUGGCGACAGGCAUUUUAGUGACUAAUCUGCUUUCUUUGAUUUGGCCUUAUUUUCCUCUGUGGUGUAGGGAAAAAGCUGCAGCUGGAGGCAUUAUCUCUUUGGGUUGUUUGUUCAUCUGUUGGUACCCCUGUUUAAAUUCUGUGUGUGUGUGUGUGUGUGUUCUGUAUCACAGGAAUUUCACAAGGGAAUGCCUUUAAAUUCAGCGUAAAGUCCGCUUUAAGUCCAGGAUGCAUCGAUUAAAUACAGUGUAUCCCAAGAGUUGACAGGCUUGUAUGGCAUAAUGUCAUCUAAAUGCCUAAUAAAUGAGGUGAUAACAUAUUUAAUGCUGCGUUCCAGUUACCUCGGAAGUCGGAUGUCAGCGCUGGGAAUGAGGUUACACCAGAGUUGACGGUGUUCCAGUAAACAAAUCAGAAAACCAAGAUGGACGCCUACAGUUAGCCGUUGUUAGCUGUUGUGUACAAUUGUCAGCUGUCGUUAGCUGUUGUCAGUUGUUGUUAGCAGUCAUCAGCUGCUGUUUGUUGUUGUUAGCUAUACCAGUAGGAUGGGUAUGUAACCUCACGGAUUACAAACAGGGGUGGACUAGCCGUCUUGUAUUGUGCUUCAUUACAUUAUUUUAUGGAAUGCUACAACGAUAGUGAACGCAACUGUUCCUAUUAUGUUAUCGUAGCUUGUCAGAGAUUAAUCCUGUUAUUUUUCUAACUUUGACGAUCUAACAUGUGACAACAUAUGAGCUCAGAGUUUAAGGACUGUGAAGGUUGGUAGUUGUGAUUCUAUUUUGUUUAAAUAUGCCAAAUUGUGAAUUUCAGACAAUUGAGCUAAGCUAGCCAGCAACUGCUAAUGACUAUCCGAGGAAACGAACUCUGGUCCGUUUAAAGCAGACCAAACCGCUCUGGUGUGAAAGCGACCUGAGUCAGAAAACUGACUUCAGCAGGGCAUUACAGACGAAUUUCCGACUCGGAGCUCGGAAAUCCCGACUUCCGAGUACAACUGGAAUGCCAACUCUAAGGGUCAGAGUUCAAUUCACCAUGACAAGCUUCUCUGCCUUUCUUGUGAACACUUUUUCCUGGUACUAGAAGGAAUCCAGAUUUUUCUGCAGCUCAGUCUGUCUUCAGCACGUGUUUGCCUUUUAAAGUAGCCCCAUCCUUUAAUUUCAAAAGGAUCACAUUGAAUUAGAUUAGUAAAUACGCUUUUGAGGUUCCCAUACUGACGUCUUUUACUGGACCAGGGUUGCUCAAUUCAACUUGGAAAACAAAAAGCGACCAAAACUUUAUUUUAAAUAAAGCUAUCAUAUGUGCAAUCUGGAUUAUACAUCAUCUCAGCGUAUUCAUAACUGUGUUUGUUGAGAAAGCUGCUGAAAGGCACUAUCAGGUAACUGAAAACAGCCAGACUGCUCAUCAUCACAGUUGUAAUCUCAUUGGAGAUGUGCUUGAAACAAUCCUGACUCCUUUGCCCCGGUUGUCAUAAAUAAAUCAAUAUACUGCAAACAUGGAGUAGGCAACAUGUUACUUCCAGUAACCACAGACACUGAUACCUGGUUAUUACUUAGAGAUUACAAAAUAAUACCAGCUCUUUACUUGUGGACAGCAAGCUUGUUACCUGAGCUGAAAGGUCUUGCUGUGUCUCUUGGCUUUGCCUUAUAUUCGAAUUUGAUGUCUUCUUGAGUCUCCAACUCAAACUGAUGCUUGCUACAAUUUUGGGUAUUACCAAAUUGUGCAACAUUUCCUGAAUUUGGAUCCCGUACUGUUUUGACUGCUCUCUGUCUUCAUAUUCAGACCAAACCGGCCAUUAUUUUAUUGAGAGGUACUUAAUACACUGAGCAAGAAGAGCAGCUAAGCCUGCAGCACUGCAUGCCCUGGUGUCUGCUUUCAUAAAUACUGCUUUUCACACACAGAUUGAGAUUUCACCACUUGCCUCUGGUGUCCUAUGCAAACAUUUAGUGUUGUGCUUUUCCUGGAGGGAGUUUGGGAAACACCUUCGAUAUCAGAGGCAUGAAGAUAGCACAGCUCAUCAAGUUUCUCUCCCUGAAAAAUUGUUGGACAAGGUUUGACAAUUUAUCUUCCUGUUAGUGACUCUAAGCUUGUUAUUUAGACAACUUAACAUCCCAAGAAAGAGGCCCUUAUCCAAGCUGUUGUCAGAAAUUGAGAUAUGCCGAUGGUAAAUAUAGCUGUCCAAUAGGAGCUAUGGAGAUAUUUCACUCCAGUUAUAGCUGUGAGAAGCGGGCUGAAUACUUAGACUCAAUACAUACUUCAUUUGUAAAACUGCGCAGUUUACUCUUUUUAUGUUUCUUUUCCUUCUCUGAUCAUUUAGUAACUGAGCUAUCAGUGCUGCCAUCUUUGUCAAAUGACCCUGAUGGUGCAAUAAGACAGAUGCACAUAGAUCUCCUGCCUGGGGGAGACACACAAAGAAAUGGAGAGCUGAACAGUUUGUAAAAUCCACAAUAAAUUGAAGUAGAUGGUUCAGCUGUCUUUUUGUAAAUAGCCUUAUGUUGCAAAGCUCAAACUUUUUAUCAACAGAACAAGUAAAGGAACAAAAUAAAUGAAUAUAAAUGAUUUUUAGCAAUGCAAACUAAUUGAAAUGAAUCCCUUGGCUCAAUUCUGUGUGUUGUUUAACAGAGAUGCCUGUAAAUGUGAUGGUUGAAUAUAGCUAAUUAAAUCUUAAGAGAGAAUAUCUUUGCAUGCAUGGGCAUUGAAUACAUUUAAGACUUCCUCUGUUGAAACAAGGAAUAAGUAACGUCAUGGGACUCAUUUUUAACCGCUUCUUUUGGCAAGAGGAUUCACAGAGAGGAGGCUUCAGACCGCAGCCCAUGAUUUUAUUUGCAGUGUUUUUUUAAUGAUGCCACCUUAAAUACUGCUUAGCGUUGUGCAUUACGGCUUCAUUAAAAUGUGAUCAUCGUGCCGUGUUUCUGACACAAAGCCAAACCUGUUUCAAGGACACACAGGAAGCUCUCCUCCGCCUCAUCACUGGCAAAACAUCAGAAGCACUUAAGUGUGGAUGUGAUUGCACCUUGUGUUUUUUGCAGAUAAUCAGGACUCAUUUCUGUCUGAAUGACCUCGAGACCAAACCUGCCAUAGUUUGUUCUUAAUGUCAUCCUUCAAAAAGCCCUUUCUUCUCGGUAAAGUCAUACAACACCAGAGUUGGGCCUGUGAAUGCAUCAGAGCAGAUAAGUCCUAUCUAACAAGAGUGAAAGUUUUUUUUUUUUCUCUAAUCCUUUGAAUAAAAGCAAGGUUUUAUCUCCUUCCUCCAGUCUUUGUCAGCCUCAGUUAUCCAAACUUCAUCAAAAACCAGCUCACCUAUAAUCCUCUAAACAUAGAUGUCACCUCAUCCUUCAGCUUACCCCAUGUGGACUUCUGACCUGAAUUCCAGUGCUGGAAUUUUGUUUUUCCUCCCUGUACAGUCAAGAUGAAGAGGUUGAUGACCUUGUCGCUGGCUGCAGGGCGAUAUACGUCUUGGUUAUGAUGAGCCAAAGAGAGCCCUUCAGAGAGGCUCUAAGUGGUUCCACAUGGAGGACACUGAACUUUAAGGGGUUCCCCUUUGGCUUCUGAGACAUGUUAUCUGUGCAGCUUUCACGAAAAAGAGAAGCGAUCUCGUCCACUGCUUUGUGUCAGAGGUGAUUCAGUUACAGGGCUGUAACUAAACACUGCGUGCUGAGCUGGAGAGUCCGACGGGACACACAUGGUCAGAGAUGAUAUUAAUGUUGCUAUGAGUAAUCCAUUAGUGGUGGACAGUCUUUUUUUAGAGGCACUGAGUGUUCACUCCAGAUGUUCCCUCCUGGAAACACUGAGUAUUUAGUUAUUUUUUCACAGUAAAGGUGGGUAAUCAUGAUGCUGAAUUGUCUUAAUAGAUUUAUUUGAUAAAAGUGCCGAUUAGCAAAUGUGUCUGAAAUGGAUCAAAUUCCGUCCUUGUAAUAGGCAUCAUUUUUUAACGAUAGAAAUAAAGAUAUAUUUUAAAUGCAAACAUUUCUAAUUGAAAAUGAUUGCAUCUAUAUGUAACAGUUUAUUUUACAGCUAUAUUAGUCAUGUUGAGUGCAGAAAGAUUAACUUGAAAUAAGCAAUACAUUUUUUAAUGUUGCUAUACCUGAAAACAAUUUAAGUCUUUUAUGAGAGCUUCCCAUAACUUUGCUCCAGCUGGGCAGUUGUUGUUUUUUUUAAACCAGUAUUAGCCAGUUGAAAAUACAUUGCUAGACUAUCAUUGCACAUAUUAAUAGAGAUGUUACCACCAGUUUAUAAUAUUCUUGUUGGAAAUCUGUCUUCAACUGGCCAAAAUUGUAACGCUUCGUUUGAGUGGACAGACUCUAGCAGAAGAACAUCUUAACAUGAACCUUUCUUACUUUCUUACCUUGUUGUUGCCUGGAUUGCAGGACAAUAUCUUGCCUGUCUUGACUCUCGAGACCAUCUAGAGACAGCGGCUUGUGUUUUUUGCCUGAGUGUUAAAAGGCGAAGUUGAAGUGAGCUGCGACUGCAGAUUGAUUUGGUAUGAGGUGUGUGAUCAGGUUGUCUCUUGUAUUGCUUUUGCCAUCGAGAAUAAUCACUCUUGUCAUAGAGGUUUGCAUUCUGACCAAUCAGAAUGAAGUAUUUAACACAGCUGGGUAAUACAAACAAUUCACUCAGGAUAUGCACCUGAUUCCACACCUUCAUUUCAACUGCAUAUUUGAGAUUGUCGGCCAAAAUAAAAGGGCUUUUUACAUGAAUUGUGAAUUGUUAACACUGCUGGUUACGAAGAGGCUAGUGCUGGCUGCUGGGCAUUCAUUACACCUUCUUGAUAUAAGAAGCACUGGUGGAGUUUUUCCACAAAAACCUACGGCAAAUACUGUCACCUUUUUGGCUAAAUGAGUCUCUGCACCCAUCCAGCUUCCUUUAUUUGUCCAUUGAGUGUUUUAAAAGCCUGAUGUGGAUAACACAGUUUCUUCUCUUACUGCAGAUCAAGAUGACCUCAAAGUGUUGAUACAAAUGUGUUUUUUGUCAGCAAUAAUGUUUCAUAUUUCCAUUUACCUCCAUUCAAGUUUUGUUAAAAAUGCUCUUCAACAGAAAGACAGAAAAGACUCCCGCCCGGAAACGGUCGUCCACCUCCAGAGCAGCAGACGCACCAUCGUCCCCUGUUUUUGGGAAACGCCGGCGGAAAACAUAAGGAGAGAUGAAACAUUUCUCGGGACUACCAAACGGUUACCAAAAAACUUUUUAUGAACUGUGAAGCCUUCCAUGAAGUAUUUUUAUGCACAGUCCCGCCCAGGAUUUGUGGAGUUUUCUAACGUUGCACACUGUUUAAUAAAAGUUUCUUAUUUUGACACAUUCUCAUGUCUGGUAAUCCACGAUGAUGAUGAGAUGAUCCCUUAGAAAUCUCAGGUGGUCUGAGCAGUGAGAGGACUCCGGGUCAAUACUUGAAUAUUUUGAAAUACUUUGAAUUGUAACUAUUUAGUUUUUAGAUUCUUAGAUUUAAAUUAAGUAGAAUGGAGUAAUGUAGCCAGCAUCCCUGGUAAUAUCCUUUUUUUUUUUUUUUUUUUUUGUGGUUAUGCCCUGAAUUUCACAUUUCUUUCCUGUUUUCACCUUACUGAAAGGUCAAAUGUUAUAUGUAGUUUUAACUCAAAUAAACUCAGUAUUUAGCUUUAAAAAAAGCUUUGUGGUUUAUGUAGUUGAUUUAUCUUCCACCCAUAUAUUCAAAAAAAAAAUGUUGAAGUCUUCAUACGGUGUGCCGAGCUGAACAUUUGGAUGUCGCUGCUGCGGUAUAACUCUGCUACAUUAACAGCUGUAAAAAAGAUCAUAAAAAUGCACUUUCCUUCCAUUAAAUGGCUGCACGUCUGUCUGUUUGCUAAUCUAUUGCCUCCAUCUUCAGAUUUUCCCUCUUAUUUGGAUUCCUUUUUGGCCAACUCCGAUUAGGAGCUCAGUCACACUGGAUUCAUCUGUCAUGUGCAAUUUUCAAAGUUGGCAAACAAAUCUGUAGCCUCUCGGGCUGAUUGUUUUCUUUGAAAGAAAAAGAACCGAGGUCAGUUUAAUUCAAUCAACCUGAUGCUUGAGGAAACCCCAGGUCAAAGCAAGCGAGAGUGUAAACACUUCUGAAGUGGAGGUGGUGUUUGUGUAUGUGUGCAUGGGAGAGUGAGCAGGAGCAUGUUAGGGAGCUGCGUUUGAUUGGAAACAGAGCUUGCCUGGAGUCAGAAACACGAUGCUUCUUCCUUGGUUGUCUCCUUCAUCAGACAAAGCACGGACACACCGACAGACACUGCUGGACACCCCUAGUCCCAAUGCAUCCGUAUCUCUUUCCCUAUACAAUGGCGCUGUUUGUGUCUGGUUUAAUUGGCAGGGAUGUCACUCUAGCUUGAAACCACAGGAGAGAACUGAGUGGCUGCUGAUUCCUGCCUCCAUUUGGAGAGUAAUGAAGCAAGCACUGAUAUCACUGAUUCCGUACACACUCUGUCUCUGCGAGAGAUUCACAACAACUGAACCCUUUCGCACAGACAUUUUUUUGUCUGCUUGGGUAAUAAUGUUGAAAGGAAUAUUUGCAAUCCAUGAUACAUAUUGUGUUUUUCUGUACUUGCUUAUACCAUCUUUUUAAUACUUCCACGAUGGCUUUUUGCAACUCCAAAGAACUGACAACCAAAUUUAAAGUCGCAAUGAGUGAUGAAGCAGGCUCAGUAGCAGACCCACAGGGCCGCAUUUAACCCCAGGACACUUGUUUUGCAUGAACUUUUCUCCCUCUGACCACAGCUCUCAUUGAGCUGGGCCUUGAGCACAAAACCAAGCAGUUUUAAUAGUCCCCUUGUGUCUAAAAUCUUUUUUCUUUCCUUAGAAGCAGUUGCUAAACCCUUCCAGUGGAAUGACUAAUGGCCCUUGAUCCGGGAAAUACACCAAGACAGGCUGGAAGGGUUGCCCAUACUAAUAGGAAAUUUGUCCUUUUUUUAGUGUCAGAUUUCUUUCUGGUCCAAGACAUUUCCAUUUGACCUUAAGAGUUUUGAAAAUUUGUUUGGGAAGCAAGAGCUGCCAGUCGCCUGAAAGACUUAUCAAACUGUUUUAUUUUGUUGUUUAUUUUGAGGGUUUUGCUUUUCUUUCUCUUUGCUGUUUGUGCUUAAUUUUGGAAAUAAAACAACAAGCAUUUCCUGAGAAACCUAAUAUACCUAAGAGUGAACUUGUAAAAUCUUCAGGGUAGGGUUUUAAUGAUAUAAAACACUCUUAGAAAACAACUUUGAAAUCACUUCGGCUGGUGUGAAUACCAAAAAAUAGGUUCGGUUUUUAGCUCAUGCCUUAAAGGUUAAGGCUAGACUUGCAUUUUUAGAGUGAACAAACACAUUGUUUAAACCAAGGCAGACACAUUAUCUCCUGUUUGACUUUUUUCUCCAAGUUCUGCAGUGUUUUUAGAUUAAAUUGAAAAUAUAACCAGCAAGAUAGUAUCAGUUAUCAUAAAGGUAGACAUAACAACUCAAACACUACAUGGUUGUUUGGAAACUCAUCAAAUACCAGCACAUUGUUUGUCAAACAUGGAAGGCUGAGAUAUUUUUUCAUGGACAGCUUUAUGAGUAUCUAAUAUCACAUUUAUUGGCACUUUGUCUUUUUGUUAAAAGGUCAUUUAAUGUUCCUUAUGCAACACUUAAUUGAAAAAAGAAACCUCAAGUAUUCAAACUAAAACUUGCCGUGUCUUUGAUUAUGUACGUCCAUUAAAGAAUGGAUAUGACUAGACUGAAUAAUAGAUUAACUUAUGAGUACAAAUCGAAUGUAAAAUGCAUGAGUGCUUCUUUUAUCUUAUUAAGCUUUAAAUACAUUUAAAUAUUCACUGCAUCCAAACAUUAAUUCCUGCACAUACGCACACCAUAAAAUAUACACAGAUGCAUUUGAACAGGGCCAGCACUUGUAGAGGCUGAGAGCAGCAGGCCAUUAGUCAAGUUUUAUAGCCUCAAUGGGCCUCACAAUGCCAACAGCACGAGAUAGUAAAUGAAAACCACUCUACCCAAACACAGACCCUCGGUGGUUAUAAAAGUCAGAUCUAAAUGGUUGAUUCCCUGUGGUUUUCAUUCCAGCACUCAAACAGUACAAGGAUUAAGGGCAAAUUACACAAUUUAAACAAAAAGUUGCCGAUCGGGGAUGUGAAAAAACAAAAAUUUAGAGUGGAAGUGUUUCCUUACAUGUUAUUUUUAUCUGAGGACAAAUAAAACGGAUUCAUACAGAAAGAUAUUGCCUUUACAAAAAAAAAGCUCUGUUUUUCAGAGUAAUUUUUUUUUUCUUCUCUGUUUUUCAGAAUAUUUUCGCCCCUGUUUUCAGACUUUUUUUUGUUUGUUUUGUUUUCACACUAAUUGUUUUUCCUAUUCUCUAAGACCAUGACCAUUUAAAAACAGACGCUUUCAUCCCCCUCUGCUCAAUUUAUUGGAAGCAAACAUGGCCCACUAGUUUAGAUUAAUCGAGUUUUACUUUCUUUUGUGUUUGAGACACUGGGAGAUACUCCUUUCUUUAAGUCAGAUAGAUCGAAUCAGUUUAAGUUUGUCUACUUUGCCAGGCAUCCUUAGGAUUUGCAUACCCUAUGUUUAACUAUUAACACGCCAUACCUGCAUUGACCCCCGUAGUGGAAGUUAUCUAGGAGCUGGAGAUUACGCUCAUUUGGAGCAGCCGCGGUGGUUAAUGUUAUCUGAUUGUAUGAGAUUCUCGCAGGAUCUUGAAGUAUCUUGUUUAGUCAGGGGAAAAAAAACGUGAGAAAAACAGAAAGACGGAAAAAAAGUACGAAAAACCGAAAAGAAAAAAAAAUCUGAAAAAACAGAAAAACGAAAAAAAUAGUACGAAAUACGGAAUAAAAAUUUGUCCAAAAAACAGAAAGGGGAAAAAAUAUUAGUACAAAAAGCAGAAGAAAAAAAUAGAAAAACAUUAAAGAAAAAAAAUACUCAAAAAAAAAAACACCCAUGAAAACAGUUUUGUUUUUUUUUUUGUAAGUGAAUGCAAUAUUUUUCUGCGGAUUCACACAAGUUUCAAAUCCUUGAUAAAAAGCAUUAUGUUGAAUGUUGUAAGAUCAGACCUGCCUGACUUAUUUGUUAUUAAAAGGAGACGACAAAGUGUUAGCAGCUUAUUCAACAUUUUAUAAUUUAUUUGCAGCUCACAUGGAGAGUUACGUAGAAUUUUAAGUAUAAUGUAAUUUUCUAAAUUAUCUUAAGUCUAUACCCUCUUACAUGUGACAAAUAUAUUGUGUUUUAAAGAUCUGAAUGUGUCACCAAAUGAUGUGAUAAGGUUGCGGGAAAUUGUCUUACGGAUAUCAACCAGUAGCUAAACAUAUUUCUCUCUUUAACAGUGUUGUUGACUUUCCCCAAAUCACUGCAGUGGUGAUUGAAAUGACCUCAUAAGUGGGUUAACAUUUGACUCAAACCUAAAAUAAAUCAAUAAAGCUCAAAGCUGUAAAAUUAAAAUGAAUUUUCCAUUUCGAGUUGUACUGAUGCAAACCAAGCCCUUUUUUGCAGAAACGUGUAAUUUAAUGGAGACGAGGGCUGCUGCUUCUCCUUUAAACCUGUUGAACUUUGCUCACGUAAUAAGUUUUCAGUGCAUCAUGAAAUGCGGUGUCAUCUGUGCAGUUAAGGUUAGGCCUAGUUUGUAAAUAAUAGAGCGGUGAUUGUUUUCUUCCGUGCAAUCAAAAAGGAAAUGAUCAGAAACUAUAUUCAACAAAUGUAAUUACCCACCUGGCCGGAUGAAAAAAAGCAGCAGCAGCAGAGACAAGUUCAUAUAUUGCGUAUUAUGUGAAAGACUGCUGUAGCACAGAAAGUACAUAAAGAUUCGGAGAGUGAAGGGACAUGUUGAAAUUCUUGUUUUCUCCUGGAUUUUCUUUGAUGUUCAUCAUUCUCAAAGGUCUUAGAGCCCCUCUAAUAAUCUGUGUUUGGCCAUUCUUGUAUUUUUGACUGUUUUCAGCACCCUUAGAUGAUUUCAAAUAGAUGGAAGAGUUAUUAUUAUAUAUAUAUUUUUUUUGUUUGUUUUUUUCAAAGGAAACCAAGAUUAUCAUGCAAGACACUUUACUACCUAACCUAAGUGUAAACCUGCUUUACCUUUAGUUUGUUAACUUCAAAGACUGCCAGGAUCUGCGCUCUGUCUUGUUUUGUCCAAUAUGAAAGCAGUUUAAUAGAAGAGUAAAAAUUCUGCUCAGUGCCUCCCCCCGAACCUGUAUCGCCCUCCCCACCACACCCCCUCUGGCAGAACAAGAAGCCGGCCGGCAGAAGAUCCUACGCUAGCUUCAAACAGGAUUCACCAUGUCGGAUUGCUAGUGACUAGUGGCAGUAAACACCAGCUCUGCCAGCGAGCACCGUCUGCAGCUGCCUGGACAGCUACCGUGUUGACAUUGCAGAGACUAAUAAGAGUUACUUAUGUAACAUGUGCCGCGAUAAAAGGCAAAGAUUACCUGUUCAACAAAAACUCUGCUGUUUCGGCGUCUGUUUUCAGGCUCAAAUCCUGGUGGAGCUUUCUCCUCUGCUCGAAGGAUGACCCGAUGUUUAUUCGAGUUGGAUUCCUCACUUGUUCACAUUUCCUCUUUGACUCUGCCCUUUCUUCUGUCAGCCUGUGUUUUCUUUCCACUUUUGGUGGUGGGGCAAGCAAAGGUGUUUUUUUUUGCGUCCUUCUCCUUAACAGCUCCUGUUGCUAAGCUGCUACGCUACUUUUAGCCACUCAAAGCUUCGAGGAGGGCCGAGAGAGUGGGAGGGGAUGAGUCGAAUACAGCGAGGUGAUUGGAUGGAGAUUGAUCAAUAGAAGCUGUCUGGGAUGGAACGAACUCACUAAAAGCUUUUUGAAUGCCAAACUUGAACACAGUGACCUGAAACCUGCAGUGUGUUUUAUAGCUAUACUUCUAGAUCUGUCCAUUGGUGGUUGUACCCAGUUCUGCAUUUUGGGCUAUCUUUAGUUUAUGCCAAUGGAGACAUCAGGACUGGAACCACAUAUAAACAGAAAAAGAAAAUAGUUUCACAGUGGGAAGAAAAAGAAUAAACUCUGUGAGGAUGUUUAGUGGAUUUCUUUGAUUGGAUUAAAACGAUCUUGUACUAAAAUUGCAGAAGUCUCUUCACCUCAGUGUUGGGGAAAAGCAGUGUUUCAAAAUGAGUUGUCACUUAAUGCCAAACCAUGCUCAGGGGAAUAUUAAACCAGCCAGUUUAUAUUAAUAUGGUUUAACUGAAUUACGACUUUGACAUCACUGUAGUCUUUUCUUGGCAUUUAAAACAGCCUUUAGUUUUUUUCCUAAGCCCUGCUGAUAUAUUUUUGGAGUCCAUGUAGUGUAUCUGCUGCCUGAUGUUGUGGUUUGAGUGAUGCCCAGUGAUGCCCAGACUCUAAUUGUCCCUACGAGAGAAGUAAAAGUUUGCUGAAUUGAAUUACUAACCAUAUUUGUCUCUCUGACUUCUUUGACUCUGAGAGACGUGAGGGGGUCACUCAUCAGCAGCUUGUGUAAUGCCCUGUGAGACCCCUUUUCUGGUUAAAAAUAUGAACAUAAACAUCUCACAGUACUCAAAUGUCAUCAGGCAAGACACCAAAUAGCCUUCUGAAGCAAUUGUGUCACACAGAGAAUGACUUUGUGCUCUGACCUCCCUGUAGGGAAAAGCAAAGAAAAAUAGACAUUUUAGAGAUCAGUGGUCUGUGAAGUAGUUCCCUUCCCUCAGGUGUAUUUAAGCCUGGAGUGAGCGCACCAGACCCCACAUUUGAACCCAUGGUUCUGUGUAUUUUUAUAGAUUUAAUAAAGUUUUUACAAUUCUUCCACCACAAAAACAGUCCUGUCUCCAAAUCUCCUCCUCUGGGUGUUUUUCCUUUGCUGCUCUGUCAGGGCUUAUUACUGUGUUCAAUGGUAGACACAUGACACUGACCGCUGAGAUGGAUGAGGGCUAUAUUGAAGGUGAAAUGGAAUUCUAUUUAGGGUUGUCUUUCAUCAGCAUUAGAUGCUAAGUAUAGGUACCAUUUAAAAUCAAAAUGCCUGAAAUGAGCUCUAUUUAUGUCACGAUGCAUUUGACUUAAUCUUCCACUCCAUGGCAACCUAUAUCAGCAACAUGUUGCUGUACUGUAGGGACUCUGUCUCCAAUACUGUAUUUUUCAUCAACUUUAAUUGGUCUUUAAUUUUUUUCUUAUUACAAGAGAGCCUCACAAUUUGACUGUAAAUUGUGUUUGCAGCUCUUGUGCAGACAUGAAAAAAAAGUUACAUGAAGCCAUUUGUGCUCUCAGAAGCAUUGUGAAGUGUUGUGUGUAGAGUAAUUACUCUCUCAGGUUAUGUCACUUAAACACACAAUUACAACAACAUCUUUGUGAGCUAUUACACUUCUGUGAACAAUGUGUGAGUGAACAAGAUGAUGGACGACAGAGCCAGCUUCCAGAAGUAAAGGCAAAAUAAUAAGAGCUCCCCCUGGUGACUGCCUGCAGUAUAGAUUAUUAGGCCUAUCUCCUCCAUUACAACACGCGGAAAAUGGGCCAAACUAGAAAACUGAAAAAAUAGACAAGAACAGCCAUGGAUUUUUCUUUUUUUAAUGCACUUUUAAUUCAUGAUAACGACUUAUUAUGUCAUUAUUUCAACAUAACAAAGACCCUUUUCCAAUGAUAACAGAAAUGGCAUUUGAGUCAGGGCUCGACAGUGCGACUGUUUCACUCACAUUUGCGACCAAAACUAGAUGUGUGCGAAUUGUAAAAUGUUUUUAGGGGCAUGUGUGUGCAGAGAGAAAUCAGCUGAGGCAACAAAUGUUUUUUUCAUGUAUACCCCGGUGAAGUUUUUUUUAGGUUGGAUAUCCGACGGACAUUUAUUGAGGAUCUAAUGAGGUCUUCUCUCUCUCCAUAACCGGGAAUAGCAACAGCAGCGCGGUUAAAUCUACUCGGCAUCCUCGCUGUCAACAUCGGCUGUUGAAUAAGGGACCAUCAAUAAAUUACUGGUUGAUGUUCUCAAAAAAGGCUGUUUUCCUUCAAUAGCUUUCAUGUCCUGGACCAAAUGACUUGAAUUUAUUUCAAAUAAUAAUACUGAAGUCGGACAAUAAGACACACCUCUUUUUUUCUCAAAUUUGUCCUCCCAAAAUUUUGGGGUUAAAUCUAAGACCGAAUUUUGAACCUUUCCUUCAGUAGCUUCCAUGUCGUGACUAAAAUACCAAAAUUGAUUUCAAAUACUUAUGUCGACAAAUAGACACACAUUAUUUGAUUAAUUUUCAUUGUGCCCCUAAAGUUCUUUGUGUGUUCCUUACUUUUUCAACUUAGGAGCACAUGUGCUCUUUGUGAAAAAAAGUUAGUGCCAAGUCCUGAUUUGAGCAGACCUAAAACAGUAACUCUUGAAAAUGCCCCCCAGAUUGGAAUAUUUCUGAAAUGCUGCAGCCACCGUUGUCAGCGGCAAGCUGGAGUUUUCAAUGAAAACACUAACAGCACAGUCCACUUUGUGCAUACGCAUCACACUUUAAACAUGGGAACCAUUAACUGCCAUGCACUAAUCUGACAACUACAGUAGCAAUGGCGGACACAUCAUUAAUUAGUUUGUUAGACUGAAAAACCCCAACAGUCCUGUCUUUAACAGGCAGCAUUAAAGGGGCAAUCUGUGGCAGGUAACUUAAAAGUUACCUGCCACAUAAUUUGUGGAAGUCUGGAGUAAGACAGACGUGACUGCAUCAGGCCUUGUGACUAUGUAGGCUAUCAGCUUCAGGCCACACCAAAGACCACUUACCUUUUCAAUAUACUGGUGCUGGUGUGAUGUGGAUCAUCAUGGUUUUCACAAGAGAUUUGUUGACCCAAGAAGAUAACAUGGCUCUACUGCAUCUAUUUAAAAUCCUUCUCGGUCACAGAUUUUGCUUUAGAGUGAAAUGCUGAAGGAGUGGAGUGUUCUUCAUGUGAAGCUUGAUGGGGACUAAAUCCAUAAUUUUGUCCAGAAAGAUUUUACUUUUGGAUAAUAACAAGCAAAAGUUUCAGGUACCAAGUGAGUGCAUAACUUAAUUUCUUAGUUUUAAUAUCCACUUAAUAUUCUAGUCUUAUUGGUCCAGUGCAAAAAGUUUGGGAGUAGUGAUAAGGGCUGAUUUACACCAUGGUAGAGCAAUAAGAUGCUGUAUUUUUGGUGAAGGGUUGACCGUGUAACAGUUUUUCUUUUGAGACAAAACAGUGCCAGCUAGUUAUCUUCGGAAGCGAAAUGGACAAGGCAAUUAAUCAAUAUUCAUUGGACAGCAUUUAUAGGCUGCAGUGACAAACCCAAGCCCCAUUUAUUUCACAUCAGUCCAUGCAGAUCAACAUAAUGUUCUGUAAUUGUUACACUCUAAGUGUCCAUUUUUUUAUACUCACAAAUUUGAUUUCAUUAACAAUGUCAUUUAAAACUAUUUUCUCGAAUCAUAUUCAUUUUAGUAAAAGCUAUUACAGGCGCCUCAGUCCAUUUGUUCAGUGUCUUUGUAGUCCAGAAAAUGAAAACUUUUCAUCAUUUGAUAUACUUUCUGCAGCCUUGCACACAGAGAACCCUCUUCAGUGUAUCAUAAACUGAUUAUAAAACAGGAGGUAAUACAUGGGUUCCUGUGCAGAUUUGAUGUUAAAGUAAUCCAAAUCAAUCUCAGCUUACCGUCAGUAAUAGUUAUCUUUCAUUGCCAGAACUCUCUCUGCAAAGUUUGCACUAUUCCAGCAGCACAGAAAGUAAUAUUACACCCAUUUCCACAACCACUUUAAAAUGUGUAGAUGUGCCUGCAGCAUUUACGUCAUGGUAAAAAUGUGUGUGCUUAGAGCUGCAGUGGUCAGUCUCUCACUCAUUAAUCAAUUUACUCUUUAAUCAUCCAACACGACCUCUAUUCUGUUUUCAUAUCUGCAGUGAAAUUCACUGAUUCUCCUGAUAUGCCAGGUCAAAGCUCAUCCCAGUCAUUUGAACUGAUUAUUUAAGAUAAGACAAGUGGGAACAGAGUGUACAUGAAGCCAUAGAAGGCAGUGAAGAGAGUGUGCAGAUAAAUUCUUGGAGUCUUAUCUCAAAGUGGGAAAAGAGGACAUCAAGGUUAGGUGGGGGGAGACCUUGGUUCCCAACAUGACAACCAUAUUUUUGAUAGGCUUUAUUUGACAAUUCAAAGUCUCCUGUGAGGUUUUUUUUUUCCUUUAUAUAACAAUGCACUUAAGUUUAUGUUCAUUUAUCAUCCAUCAGUUUAAGAAAAAGUGCUGCAACAGCGGAAAAGAUUUACCGUAGAGGAAUGGCAACAUGCUCAGCAACAAAACAACAUACAAACAAUGCUGUUAUCCAUGCCUUCAUCCCAUCAUGCUUUGUUUACUGCAGCAGUCACUUAACCUGCCACAACUAAACAACUAUAAAUCAGCUCCAGAUUGCACCAAACUAGAACUCCUGGACUCUUGACCAGAACCAAAAGAUUAAUGCAAGUUUAUAAUAUUGCUUCACUGGCUCUUGAUGUGUCUUAUGAUCAAUUUUGCUGUUGCCUCGAUAUGAUAUGAGUCCAAGAUCCUCAAGGAGAGUCUAUAUAUGUGUUCUUAGCUGGAAGCAAGGGGUGACAGAGCAUUUGAAACUAAAGUCCUGAAGCUCUGGAAUGAGCUACCUAAGAAAAUCAGGUCAGCAGACUUAUACUUUUGCAGAGAUUUUCUCGAACCCACAUCAGUUUAUUGAUCGUCUCAUUGUUGGUGGUGUUGGCCGUUCAUGUCUCCUAAUAGAAAUCUUAAAGACUGCAUGUUUGCAAUCAUCAGCCAAUGUGUAAGGGGUUACUUCCUUGUGAACUAAAAUCGGAGACCUCCUAAUACAUAUCCAAGUUGACUGGAUCAUCAAGUGUUGUGAUUGUGAAUGUAAAUAUAUAUACAGUUAAAUCCUGAGUAUGAGGUACUCCACUUUAUAAGAUGUAGCCUGUUUUUGGGAGGCUCCCAGAGGGGAAAAAAGGUUUAAACCUCCUCCUGUGUGGCAAAUUCCUGCAUGUUCUGUAAUGUGCAGUUUCUGUGCAGACGUGGUUGUGACUUGUGCUCAGGGUACGGUGAUCAAGAUAGUAGCAAGACUCGACUUGUUUAUUUACAGUGAAUUUCUCGCUACCCUUUUGGUUGUCAACUGAUGAUCUUUUCAGUCGAACAAAUGCUCCUAAUGUUUAUUUAAUUGAUAGUAUUCUGCCACUUUAUUUAAAUGCACGUUUAUGACUUGGCGAGGAAAGAAAGCUGUAAAAAAGUGGUGCUGCUACAUAAGUCUGUACUGCUUUAUUUGAGUAGGGGAGUGGCCACUUUCAAUAUCAUCUUCUGGGUGAAAUACUGUUACACAAUAAAAUUCUCCUCUAGGCAUUUCAUACUGUUAGACUCACCGCAGUAGUGCAGGCCCGUUUUUAAUAUUUGCAGCUCACUUUUUAAUAUUUCACAGUGCGUAAAACACUCACUGUUGUUUUGUCUGAUAUAGAAUACCUGUUAUGUUCAUAUCUGCCUGCAAAGGUGCUGUUGGUUUGUCACUUAUAUUCUCUUUGAUUCCUAAACAUGGAGCACAUCACAUCUUUAUGAAUCACAUCAUGCUGCUGCAAUAUCUGCUAAAAAUGUCUUUCAGCCACUUCCACUUCCAGUUUGCUGAUCACAGAGGGGCAUGGCUUUCCAAAGUUUCCAAAAUUGGACAAUUUAAUUUCUAUUUCUGCCCUCAAGGUGUCUAUUUCAGACUCCUCUCCUCUUAUGCCUGCAAUUCUUACUCAUCAAAUGCACUUUGAAAAUACUACAGUAGGUUUUGCAGGAAUAAAGCUUUCUCCUCUCUACCCCUUCCUCUGCUAUGAUAUCACCGUGUUUUGACUCUGCUGGCUCUGAGAGCUAGUUCUUAAUAUAUUUGUCUGGUAUUAUGCAAAGGUGAAGCAGAAGUAGAGGUUAAAUAAAAGCAAAUAUUGGGGAGACCCAGCAGGAAAUUGAAAACGGCGGACCAAUCGUGGGUACCCUCCGGAGCUGAACCUCUCUUCAGUGGAUUUCAUGGGAUGAUUUUUGACCCUCAGCUCCACUUCCAAGUUAAACCCUUGAGUUUUUAUUUUUCUCAUGGUGGUAUUUGCAGGUUUUUACACAGAAACAGGUCCUCAAAAGAAACUAUGUGGUUUAAUAUAAAUAUAUAUAUAUAUAUAUAUAUAUAUAUAUAUAUAUAUAUAUACACAUUAUCUUUUGUAUUGUAUCAACAAUAGGUUUUGUCUCAAAAAUGCUUCAUUUGAGAGAUAAAUAUAAAGAAAAAAAUGCCUGUCUGAGUCCCUGGGAGAUAUUUAUGACGCUGGCAUUUUUUUUCUGCUCCUCAAAGAUCGGCUUACAGUCACAUUGAGUGGGCAGCUUUGUUCUUGGAUUUUUACCUUGAUUACUUCUUCCAUGUCCAGCUUUGACAUCUUUCAGGCCUGGUGGACAGUUUUGCACCUGAUAACAGCUCAGUCACAUCAUUUUUUCUUCUGAACUCCACAGUGAUGUACCUGAGCAUGCUGGACUUUUUGUAAAAGAGUUUGACUCUUUGCAACAAAAUUAGUGUUUCGAACAGGAGACAUGGAUUGUCAGGAGCUGGUAUGAACGAUUGAAAGCAGGCCUUGAUAAAUAAUGCAAAUCAAGCCUUUGGAUGGCGUGAAUUCAGGAGAUUUAAGAGUUUAUUUUUUCUGUGGAUUAGCUGGAAAUAUUUUGAUGAUGUGACAAGUCUUCUGCUGGAUCUCUCACAGACUCUUUUAAAGAAGAUGCCACCCAUUGAUUUCUAAAGGUAGCUAUUGCAAACAAACUUUUUGCUAAACUAGAAACCUGCAAAAGUGGUAGAAUUGGGGCAAACAGAUACAAUGCACCUACCCACCAGUCACUUCAGCCUAACCUCUGAUGAUUGAUGAAUAUUAGAGAUGCACCAAUAGUGAAAAUUAGAUCAUAAAAUUAUGUCUUACAGAUUGUAAUAUAUUCUCAGACACAUUUUUUCUCAUGCUCGAUCACUAAAACCAAUCACUUUCCACGGGGGGGAUUUUUUGCCUAACAAUAAAAAACUUCUCUGAACUGGGAUUAUUAAUGUGAUGAAGAUAAAACAGGUUGCAACACUGUACAAAUGACUAUCAGCUGACAUUGGUAAAUGAUACGUGUUGGACUGAUUUGCUGACUGAUGUUCACCUGAUACACCUGUGCAUCCCUCAUUCCUAAUAAGUAUAUAUGCAACUCUUAACCAUUGUAGAACACCUUUAUAAAAUCAAAACUUAGGUGUGAAAACAAACGUUAUUCUGCAAAAUACUAAGAGAAAACUGGUUUUGAUAGUAUCAAUCAGCCUUGGGUGAAAAAUUGUUCCAGUUUGGCUGUAACUGACUUGAAAGAUAUAAAAAUAUUUUAUUGUAAUGGCAAAAAAAUAUAUAUAAAUUUGAACUUGAACUCACAGGAGAGUGGAACUUUCAGACCAAAAGACAAUCUCAGGAAAAUUUAAGUCAAACAAGUCAUCUUACACAUUAGAUGUUAUUAACAAGAUCUUCUUGGUGGUUUUGUUUGUUUUUGUAAUUAUUAAGUGGUAUCUGUAUUUAUUUCAUUGCAUCCAAAAAUCAACUAAAAUUAAGAAAAAGGAUUAGGGCCGCAAGAGAAAAAAAAUUACAGGAGGGAGAUUUUUUUAAUUUCUAUUUCGAGACUAAAGUGGAAAUUUCGAGAUGAAAGUCAAAAUUUUAAAAAGUUGAAAUUUCGACUUUAUUCAUGUCGACUUUCAUCUUGAAUUUUUAUUUUUAUUCUCAAAAUUUCGACAUUAUUCACAUUUUGAAAAUAAAAAAUAAAUUUGUCAUGCCCAAAUUUCAACUUUAACCUUGAAAUUUCCAUUUUUAAUGUCAAAAUUUCGACUUUAUUGACAUAAUUUCGAUUUCUUAAUCUCGAAAUUUAGACUUUAAUGUCCUUUCUGUAAUUAUUUUUUUUCUCUUCUUGUGGCCCUUUCGUAGAAAAACCCCUCAAGACCUGUUAAACAUUUAAAAUUUGAGUUUUAAAACAUGAUGUAACUAUUUCCCCACAUAGUUUAUGACAGUCUUUCUUGUUAAAGGUCAGAUAAACAAUUUCUCCCACAGGUGUGUUAGUCUAUGCAAGAUGUAUUUUUCAUAGAGUUCUCGUCUCUGGCCUGUCCUCACAGCACUUGUUUGUUUUUUCCUGAAUCUCCUGCAGCGUAAUCCCUGUCUAUGACAUUAUUGUAGGGAUAAAGAGUUGAGGUGAGCCGUCCCUCGCCUGCUGGUGUCUCCGAGCAUCUUCCAGACCGCAGAAGGCAUCUCUGCAAACAGCUGUCCUUCCAGAGACAAAACAUUUCAUUUGCUUUCCUCUCAUCUGCUGAUAUGCCUCAGACAAUUGGAUUUGUAUCCUCUCCAGUUGCUUGUUGCUCAGCAGGCAGCAGAAGUGAUGGAUGUACUGAGGUUUACAAAACAAAUAAAACACAAACAUUUGUGUACUUCAGAGGGGUUUUAAUAAACAGGGGACCUUAUUGUGGAAAAAGAAGGAUAGACUUGUAAGUUUGUUCUUGCUGACAGUCUAUGUGGAUCAAUGCUCAGACUGCUGACAUUUUCACUUGAUUUUAUUAACCCAUGCUUUGCCGUCUCCUUAUUCUCCUGCCUUUGUCCCCCCAGUGUGCCCUGGAUUGAUAUUUGACAGUGCGUGAAAUGGAGACAGAAUGAAACCUGUUUUAAUACGAGUCAAUCACAGCACUCUCUGACGUUAAGGGGAUUGUAAAUACGGUACAGAGGAGGGAGAGAAACAGCAGCUCUGUGUUAAUAGCUCCAGAACACUGUGGAUAUAAUCAUUUCAAUAGCUUGUAAAUGAAUUGGCACCUCGGAGACAGCACACAGCAUUCAUCCUGUCAAAUGCAUUUUCUAAGAGAAGCUUGUCCACAAGGGCCUUCUGUACCAACCUGUGUGUCAUAGAAAGUGUCCACAGUUGUCUUGCAAGUUGAUUUUACUUUCAUAUUUUCUUGUCUUCUGUUUUAUCAUGAUGUUAAACACAAAAUUUUCUGAGCAACUUGUGUCUACAGACCCUUUGAGGUUUUAUGGAUGCCAUUUACAACCAUAAACUAUCUCCAAUCUCCCUGCAGCUGCUGCUCUAUUAGACGACAAUAUUUUUUAUAUGUGCACAUUUGCUUGCUGACUUUUAUGAGGCAUUUCAAACUCUGAGGUCGAAAUUUCGAGGCUGAAAUUUCCAAUUUCUGAUUUGAAACUAUUUAAAUGCACGACACCAAAAAUAACUAAAACAAAAUAGCUUACAUUUACAAUUUAUAUUGCGAUCAGUGUUUCCCCUGGAAAUUUUUUCAGCAGCAGUUAGGGGUUGGGGGGGAUUUCCUUAGGUCAGUCUUCGCCUAGAAAUUUUAGCUGGUACCCCCACUCUCUAGCCACCCAUGGAGCUACACGCUGUUACCAUUCAUUAGGUUACUUUACAUUACGUUAUGUUACUUUACAUUACUUUACGUUACGUUACCCGUAACGUGCUACUCGCUAUAUGAACCGUGUAAAAGCUUGAACUUUACCCUUCACAUGAAUGGAAGAGGGUGACAGGACUCGAUGCGCUUGUGAUGAUUCGGAACAAGUCGAAAAAAAUCUGGUGUGUUGUUGUGCUCACACAGUGCAAGUAGAAAUUAUUAAUGGUACAUUGAUAUUAAUGCUACUAAUGCUGUUAACGCUACUCGCUAUAAAGACCGUGUAUAAGCUUGAACAUUACAUUUCACAUUGAUGCUCGUUGAUGACUUAAAACAAGCUAAAAAUAACGUGUGUUGUUGUGCUCACACAGUGCAAGUAGAAACCAUUAGUGGCACAUUGAUAUUGAUGAUCAUGUGAAAUUUCAGUAGCAGUGCAUGUAAUUUGAAUGAAUGUAGGGGAAACACUGACUAAUGUACUCGUACGUUCAUUCCUCUUGGACUGGUAUUUUGGAUGUUACAUGGAUACGCUGUAGAAUAAUUGUGACUUACUACGUGACGCUUUUCUAGCUAAAUUGCAGUGUCAUUAUUCAUCUUUAUAGUGUAGCAAUGUUAUUCCACGGCUAGCGAAGUUAUUGCUCCCUGUAUUUGAGUAUUUUCUUAAGCUAAUAACCACUGCAAAGAUGGCUGUGGCAGACUUAAGGAGUCAACACAAUGCAAAGAUCUUGUCCUCUAAAGAAGCUAACGUAACUGCUAAAGAUAGAUUUCAUCACUUUUUGGAGAUUUCAGUGGUUCUAUAGAAAACACCAUACAGCCUCAGUUGUGUGGUGCUGGUAAUGCCACUCCUGUCACCUCUAGGUUAUCUAUAAAGAAGAUUACAGAGCACAUACCAAUAGACUUUUCAUCUUGUCAGGUUUACUGAAAAUAACACACUUAAUGGAGCUAAGAACACUUCUGGUGGUGUUCAGAGCGAAAGACAAAGUUUUACCAAAACAGCUGCAAGGGUUAUUUGAAAUUAGUUCAGAGAGUGAAAACCACAGGAGACCAUAUGAUUUGAAACACCAGUUUGCUCGGACGACGCUGAAGCAGAUGUGUAUUUCUGUUGCAGGUAUAAAGUUAUGGAAUUCGCAAAAUAAUGAGUUGAAGAGUUGUACAACAAUGUUUCAGUUUAAGAAAAAGUUUAAAGGAGGGAAAAUCAAAAAUUAUGAACUGGAUGAAUUGGAUGACUGAUGAUGUGUCAGAUUGUUUUUUGUUAUUGUUUUUUUGUUUGGUAUUUUCUUUUGUUUGUUUUUUUUUUGUGGUAUUUUUUGGACCUUAAUUGUAUAAUAAUUUGAUCAAUUGCUAGCUGGUUGCCAUAGAUAAAGGUGUUGUAGUGAAGGGGCAGUCGUAUAUAAGACUUGUCUUCUGUCUGCUCCUUUUCAUUUCACAUGAUUACACAUGAAAAAAAAGGAUGAGUGCAAUGUAUUGUAUUAUGUAUCAUGAAUGAAAUGAAAUAAAUAAACAUGAAAUAAAAUCUGUUUAUUCAUUUUGUGCAUUACUGUAUGAAAGACAUAAAUGACCUGUGAUAGAACUGUUCAGGGAGGUGAAUGAGCUCAUGUAAAAGUAGGAAUGUGUCUCUCUUCACUUGUGGAAAGGUUGUGUUGAAGUUCACUCUCUGGGGCAUGGUGCUGCAGCAGUCUCUGUUAAUUUAAACACCAAAAAAGGCAGUAAGAGGUCGGUCUCUGGAGAGAGAGAUGAAGCUUUGCUGACUUAAAACAUGCUUUUUUGUUUGAUAUAUUAUAAGUUCAUUAUAGAGAUUUUCUUGCAUUGGUAUUUAUUGGUUCAUUCGUGUAAUGGAGUUCACUGUAAGUAAACUCCUUUCUCUGUGAAAAUAACAAGUCAGCAGAGUUUGCUUACCUGUCACCUUUCUUGACACUUGAGCUUGGCUAUUCUAAAGAUGGGCAUUAUAAUGUAUUUUUCUGGUAUGAGAUCCUGUCUGCUUUAAACACAGUAUCAAUAUAUCAUAAAAUGUAUUCAUUCCCCUAUAAGGGAAAAUGUAAUUGUGUAGUUUCCAGUUGGAUCAUCCCCCCUCUUCCUUCAGCCGAGCUGUUGCCAUGCAUGUAUUAUUCUGAACAGCUAUGACCAAGAGUUUGCAGCUGCAUAGCCUUCUGCUGCUCUUCAAAUAUCAAUAGCUUUCAAACUUCAUGAAAAUUUAUGAAGGAAAUCCUCAUUGAUCCAUAGCCAGAAGACAAAACUAGAGCCGAGGAGCUAUUUUUAACUUCUUUUUCUUUCCUACAACCCCAAUAACUUAGUGUUGCACAUUUUGUUCUGAGAAAAGAGUGUAACCAUGGAAUAAAAACAGCACAGACUGUGAAGAAUUACAUAAGAGAUGCCUUUUUAAAAAAUGAAAAGAACCACUCAUUUAAUUUCAUUGGACUUUAAAUCCCCUUUCUGUCAUGAAUCUCAUUUUCUCUCUGUAGUGUUGCUGUUUAUUUUAAGAAUCAAGGGCUCAAGCGUUCACCUCUGAGUAUAGGCUGGCCACAACGUUUCAAUCAGCCUGUGGUGGAGUCCCAUGCUGUGGGAUUUGUGGAUGGACUAAGCUACAGAGGAAACACUUGGUCUGACUGUCCCCCACUGUAUCAGGAGUCCCUGGGCCGAGGCUUCACGUAAAUAGAAAAAUCCUGCAGGCAGCCACAGAAAGUCUGAAAACACUUCAGUUACCUUUAUGUCCAACCUGUCAGGCUGCGUUAAAGUCACACCCCAAUGUUUUUUUUCCUACUUAAAGUGUUCACAGUGGUCUUUCAAUUGUGAUUAUGAAGUUUUUACCAAAAAUUGCGUUACCUGUGUCAUUUUCAAGGACUUUUCUUCUGCAGAGCUCCAGUAGAUCAUUAGCAAUUCGCCUCUUAGUUGUGGUUGGGGACAGCGCUGCUCUGCACACUUAGCUUGUAGCCUAACAUUGCUGCUGUUGUAAAGGUGGCAGCUAACAUAGGAGCUAUUCAGCUUUCAGACACUAAUGGGCUCUAUUUUCGUGUACGCCGGUGAGGCGACGGAGGGCGGCGAGCCCUGCGCAGUUGUAUUUUCGUCUGGCGGAGCCCGGCGUACAGCCAGUUUGGUAUUUUCGUGGACUGAGGCGCACGGAGGCGAACCGAGAUCCGCCAAGCUGGGCGUGGUGGCGUGGCAGGGGGAGGUGUCGACAGAAUCAGCUGCCGCAGUGACAUUUUCUUGCUCACCAGUGGCGUGUAAAGUGUGCUGAAAGCCGGCCAAUUCAAACCUGGUCAGCUUUCAGCGCAGGCGGAGCGCAGCUGGUCUAGAGGUAUUUUGAUAGACCGGCGGCGUAUCGGCAUAGGUCACCGAUGCCUCACCGGCAGGUUUCCACAGAGUCAGACACAUUUCAGUGCAAUAAAUAAUCAUCAUCAACUAAUAAUCUGAGUCAGCACAUACAUUUAGAUCUAUAUAGAUAUAUUCUGAUCUAUAUCUGAUCUGAUGAGCACGUUUGGCACGCGUUUGGACACACAACCUGACCGAAUCAACACAGCUGAAACCGCAUUAAAUUAAAUUAAAUAUCUUAGACACACAUGAUGAAGUUAACAAGAUAUUUAAUUUGUCUCCCUCCUUUUCUUUCUUCCUCUCACGCCAUGUGUCUCCGUGUCCUCUCUCCAUCCUGCAGCGGCUGAACAGAUGAUUUGUUUCAGUGCUCAGAUGCGUGAUCUACUUUAAGCCGACAUACGGAUAUUAUAAUAUUCAGUUUUGUGAGCCAAAUUUAUUUUAUAUGCCAACAUCUAUGAAAGAAAGAGCCAGGCCACGGAGCGCGAUGCAUCAUUUACGCACAGAUGGUUCCGAUUUUAAUGCCAUUUAUGGAGUUUAUGUUGUGAUCUGUGCGCUAAACCCACCUUUGUCACGUGAGGUUUGAAUAUAUGCAACUUUAUGUGAGUGUCUUUGUUUGUGGAAAAGGGUGUUUGUCUUACCAGUGGGUCCAACAUUACACACACCAAAUCCAUCUGUGCUCAUAUGAGAGAGUGUGGAGGACGCCCAAUGAAGCGCUUAAAGUGACACUUGUUGAGGAGCUGCCUUCUGUCGCCAUCGUGUGGCAUAACUGUCUUCAGACAUCUCUUGAUCUCUUUGACUACUUCAUAAAAAUAGUAAUACGCCUCGCCGGUGGCAGAUUUAAAGGCAAGGAGAGGAGCUUCUGUGAUUGGUGAAAACAGGUCUCGGCUGUGUUAAAUCCACUCCAUGCCCUCUCUCCUCCCUCCCUACGACUUACGCCGCAGGGAGGAGCUGAGUUAGGGAGGGGGGAUACUUACGCCAGGCUGCGCCGCUCACCAAAAUACCAAAUUGUGCUUGGGAACGCCUUGUCAGCACGGCGGACCUGACUUACGCCGCGCCUGCGGCACGUCUCCGGCAAGGCACGAACAUAGAGCCCUAAUGUCUUUAGGGAUGUGAUGAAAGCUUAUAUUAUAAUUAGCUUUCUUACAAGCAUUGCAAUCCACUAACGCACACGCGUGUUCUGGAAUCGUACUCUGUAUUUGUCCUCUUUAUGCAGAGUGUGGCCUGCAUAGCGGGGCUCCGGGGGCGGAGCUUGGAUUGGUUACGUUUGAAAUCUCACUGUUUCUGAACCUGCCGUUUGGGUCUGCCAGAGAUUCACAGCAAUUUGAAUGAAGAAAUAUUCAGAAAAGCAAUUUCGCAUUUAGUUUUCUCAUGGUAUGUCCUGUAGCAUCAGAAAAAUGCCAUAUAAACAUAUAGACAACAAGAAAAACAUGAUUUUGAUCAGAGUGGGUUGUUACAGGGAUAGAAUGAAUAACUGUUCUCCAGAGCCACAAAACCUUACCACGUAGCAAGGGGGAAAACUGUAAAUUUAGUCUAAAGCAUUUGGCAAUUUCUCAGCAGCAACGUGUGUUUUUGGGGGAUGGGGACAGGCUAUAUUCAGGUGUUUUUGCUGUAUGUGAGUGUAUCAUCGUGUAUAUUUUGUAAUGCACAGUGAAAAUAUUUCAACAAUUAAUACUUUCUCAGUUUUCAAAUGUUUUACAUAUUCGAAGGAGGCCUGACCUAAAGGCUAUGUUUCCCCCUUAUCAAAAUGCAUUGCGCUCCCAUAAGAUGUUUGCUGUUUGUUUCAGGAAAAAACUGCUAAAGUACGUCAAUCUCCUUCUGCACCAAGCAUGUCCUAAGUUUAACAAAUUAAAAACAAAAAUAAAAUCGUUUUAUUUGAUGAUUUGUGCAUGAAAAAGUUAAUAUUUGAUACAUAUUAUACUCAACGAGAUCAUUUUUAUUUUCAAAAGAUGUGCAGGUCUUACAUUAAUAGGUGUUUCUUUGCAACUGUGAAUGUCAACCUCUUAUAUUAAGGAUUUCAUAGUCUGCCCUCAAACUGUAAGAUUAGCUCUUUGACUUGGAGUUCUGCAAAAUCCUACCUACUUUUAAGCCAAGAGGCUUUUUUUUUCAUAUAGAGGGGGGUUGUAUUAAAUUGAUCCGUCGGUAAGAUAAAAUCUUGCCAAAGAACAGAACAUUCGGUCCACAAAAGUUGUUUGACAGAAGUUGCCCGUUUUCAGUUUCUCUCAUUUGGCUUUGAAAAUUAUGCCAGUUUGGAAAAUUUAUGCAGCUUUCAGGAAGGUGAAAGAAAAAUGAAAGUGUUACAGCCUACAAAAAAUGACACUGAGAAUAUGACAGUUUGAAGUCCAGUUAUCUGCUCUUGAAGUCAAGUAGCAUUUUAACCCCGAUGAAACUAAUUGGACCCCUGCAUUACACUUCCCUGGCAGUGUUUCUAUUUCAAGGUGGAUUCCUCAACCAACUCUCGUAGUUAUAUUUUCUGUUAAAGCAACACCUUUGUAGAUAUUUGAUAAAACAGAAUGUUAAACAUCUGUCCCAAGGACAAGCACAGUACGAGUUUGGUCCCUUUCCUCACUUGUCAUUCAGAUUGUUUUACUCAUCUUCUUUUCUUUGGGGACUCAAGCUCUCGUGCAAAGGCAUAUAUAAUAUUCACAUGCUAAGGAGAGAUGAUAUAAGCCCUCUUUUAGCGCACUUUGAAAGGUCCGGCACCACUGGGACGCAGUAAUAGAAUAGUUCAAAAAUGAGCUCUCCUCAUCUAUCACAGCAGGCUCGGAUAGAACAUCAUGACCUCACUGUCUUUGACAAAAUAAAUCACCAGCUACGACUCAAAGGCCCUUGUCUUCCACGCGAGCAAGUAAUAUAUUCUUUAAUACAUGUUAUGUCCCAUUUAUCUUAAACAUAACGCCGGCAACCCCCAGAAACUUCAAUGUCACACCCAGAAACUUCAAUGUCACCCUAUCUCUCUUAUUCUUUCUCUCUCUCUCUCUCUCUCUCUUUCUCUCUCUCUCUCUCUCUCUCUCUCUCUCUCUCUCUCAAGUCGGUUAUCACCCAAUCAAAAGGUCAGGGGUUCAAUCCCAGGGCUGUCCACAUGCCAAAGUGUCCUGAGGCAAGAUACUUGACCCCCACCUGCCCACACUGGCUGCACCCAGUGGUGUGUGAAUGGGAUUAGUCAAAAACUGAUGGUAGCAGCCUCUGCCAUCUGCCAUUUGUGUAGAAAAGUCAGUGUAUUUUCAGCAUGUAAACUUUCAAUCUGUGUCCGUCAGGUUUAUGUUAAUUGUGAGAAGACAAGUCCAGACAAAUUCAGGACCUGAGUCAUCGUCAAAUGCCAAAGGAAUAAGUCAAAGACAUGGAUGUGUUUUCUCAGUUACAGCAGUUUAAUGCUCUUUAGUGGUUGGGUUGCUCUUCCAGGUGAAAGAGUUACCUGUGUUAAGGGUUUGCAGAGACUGCAGGUUAUUUAAAGCUCCAUGAGGAAAUUUUGGCACAUGUCAACAUUGGCACCCCCAUUGAACAAAAACUGUCUCUGCAGUCUAUUAUGAAUAUAUUAGGUGGGAAAUGUAAAAAUGGGCUCUUUCUUCAGCUGCUCAGCUGACACCUACCCCCUUGCACAGGUUUCAGGCAUUAAAAAUUACUAUAUAAAAUUUAUCAAUCUUGUUUCUGACAGUCCUGUUUGCUUUCAAAUAUGAUGAAAAGGCAUCAACUUGAAUUUCAGUCUAUUUCAUAAACCCUUUAGCUUUAACUGUACUUUAUAUCGUAACCCUUGUUCUGUGCGCAGUGUGUGUGGUGUAUUGCACUGGUUUGUAGCUACCUAUAGAAACAAAACAGGUCUCUGUGGAAAGAUCAUCUUUGUGUGCAAUCUGCAGUUGUAACUCUACAUAUCAUUUAACAAUUUACAAUGUACUCUGGCCACUUACAAUAGCAGAGCAGCUUUUGGCUGCAUGAAAUAGAGCCCACGUCUGUUGCUACACAUUACCAUGCUGCUUUCUUCCAACCCUUAAAAAAAGAGAUAAACUUCAGACCAAGAUAAAAACUGAAUUUAAGCAGGAUGUAAAGAUGUCACCAAUAAAUGUGCAGACACAGGGUGGUCGGUUUGUAGGACUAAUGAAACGGCAGCUCAUGAUAAAACAGCUUGUGAAGCAGAGGACAGAAAAGAGAUAAAGAAGAUAAAAAAUGACAGAUGUUGGUGCAUAAAAAGAAAACGAAGGAAGUUGACUUUCUGUCAAGGUCCUAAUCUAAGAUUGAUUAUUGUCCUAAAUUUUUCUUUAUCUUGGUAAAAUGAAUGUUAGUUGGGAAUUUAGUGUCUAUGACAAUGAUGUGGAAAAUUUUUUAUCAUAGAUAAUAAAAGUGGCCCCAAAGUUAAUAAGCAGCAGUGUGUCACUUUAGGUGCCCAGCCUAACAGUCCACCAGGAAAUCUGAGUUCACCGUAGAUGAGGAGUCCGCUGAUUCUGUGAGUCCAUUGGGGUUAAACUGUUCACUGAUGUCCUCCUGCUGGCCCUGACCCUCAGCUGGAGGAAGGCAAGAAGCAGUUCAUGGUGCACAGACGGACAUUUUUCACUAGUUUUAGCAGCUGUAGCCCCCUAAGGUUGGAUUUGACCUUCUUUACCUUGGUCUCCACUUGGAAAAUGGGGUAUAUCCAUGCUUGCAUGUUCGUGUUUGGCUCCUUCUAAAAUGGAUGACAGUGGGAUUUUUGAGAUGCACACCGACAGUGUCAAGAAAAUGAAAAAUGAAGAGACGGUGAUCAUCUGGAACAGAGGAGCUAAAAAUAGGCCAAAAUUAACCAACAACUGAGUUGUGGUGCUGAUGUUUUAGGUAAUAGUUUUUCAGAGUCAUUAAUCAACUGUAAGGCAGCCAAAAAAGUAUGGUGUCACAGAGUGUAAUGUUUGUAGAAGGCAAACUCAGAAAUAACCCUCCUACAGUGCUCCCAGCCAAAGAAAAUAACACUCAAAGGGGGCUGCUUUUAAAAAGAGUCUGUGAGAGUAAAUCACUGACAAACAGAACAAAGGUAUGCCCAUUACCGGUGCUGUCACCCUGCUGAAAGCCUUGGAGAUCACCAUGAGACAGAGGGCCAAAAAAUAACAAACUACGGGUAAUUUCUAUUUUUCUGCUUUAAAAUGAAGACAUAGUACUUGUGCUCUAAUGAAAAAGGUUUGGCACUAUGGCCACAUUUCUAUCUGCCACCUUGGAGGGACUCAAAAAUUAGCUCCAGCAUCCCUCUGCAAAUAUACCUUCCAUACAAAGUUUUGAUCUUCUUUAUACUCAAGCAUUUACAUACACAAGAAAGGAGAUAAAGACACAAAGAAAAUAAGACACGGAGAGAUGUAGAAACAAAGACAGGGAAGGCAAAAAACUUGUUUGGGCAAGAACUCAUCCCCACCAAAGAAGACUGUAUAUUGUACCUCCUUCUACUCCCCAGUUUUAUGUGGAAAGAAAGUGAGAAAAUCCUCAACCAGAAGUGCUUCAGUUUCACAUGCGAUUAUAUUUGACUCAAUUCCAAUGAAACCUUUUAUUCCAUGAACCAUUAAAAAUACAGUUUUGUUCCAAAAAUCUUGUAAGCAGCCUCCUUCACUUCAAUGCAGUUUGUUUGAGUUAUAUUGUAUCGAUGAAAAGAAGUGGUCUGCACAGUGUAUAAUUUGAAAGUAAUAUUCCAAAGCUUAUCUUAUAUUAUGUUGUGUAAUUAAAGCUGCCAUUUAAAUGACAUAAUUAAAAUUCAGAUUCAUUGCAUGCUUACUCCAAAAGAGGCCUUAAAGACCCACUCCGAUGAAAAUCAUGUUUUUCUUGUUUUUUAUAUGUUUAUAUGGCAUUUUUCUGAUGCUACAGGACAUAUCGUGAGAAAACUAAAUGCGAAAUUGCUUUUUUUAAGUAUUUCUUCAUUUAAACCAGACCCAAACGGCAGGUUCA